GUGGAUGAGUGUCAGGCCAUCCCCGGGCUGUGUGCAGGAGGUAACUGUAUCAACACAGUGGGCUCCUAUGAGUGUAAAUGUCCCGCGGGCCAUCGCCAGAGUGACACCAGCCACAAGUGCGAAGGUGAGUCACACACAGCCCACUCACUCAACCUCUGUGGUAAUACCAUAUUAUUAUACACAUUAUAUAACAAACUGGAAUGUAUUACGUACAGUGAAUUAAUGUAAUGGAAAACAUAUUGGUCUUAAAUUAAAGUAGGUUCAGUUAAGAAUUAGAGGAGGGGUUUUGAAUUGCGAGCGUAGAUCCAUUGUUUUGUUUUUUUGGCAGGGUUUCGUUAUACACUACUAUCAGUGUUUUGAAUACUUUUGCCAGACAGCCAGUGACAAUUGGCUUCUGUGGUUAUCUGGUCACUGAUAUGGAAAUCCACACACACACACACACACUCCAGUGAGGGGUCGCAUUGCUAUGUGUUGAUUGGGUGGAAUUUAAACAAUUUAAACAAACAGGCAGGCUGAGGCACUUUGCAAGGCGGGAGCUGUAGGUCUUGGAUGGUUUCCUAGUCUUUGGGGAGGUUGGAAAGAGCUCUGGGACUGUUUCAGCCAGAGGUAUUUUACCCACUUAACUACACUGUCUGAUAUGCUGUCUAGGAGUGUAAUUGUGUUAUGGUUAUGGUGUACAAACCAUCCCCUGACUCCUCACAGGCAGAAAGAGGCAUUGUAAUAAUCACUGAUCUUAGGGAUUCAUUAAGUCAGGGAUUCUCAAACUUUUUGGGGUCGGGGACCCCUUUUGUAAUAGCAAAUUAAUCAGGGACCCCCUGAUAGUCUACAAGGAGUUUUUACUAUGACGUCUGCAGUGCAUGGCUGGACGAACCAAGUCUCGGGCCCGGGGAAAGAACAUUUAAAAGUCCCGCCUCUUGGCAUCUGAGAUUUUCUUUUUCAGUUUUCAAGCUAAUUUCCUGCAAUUCUACACAUUUUGCCAUGAGGCAGAGAGAAAACUUUGCAGUUUUAAAGCUUAAAAUACAGUGAGUGCAUUUAUGUACAAAAAUAAAAUGGAAUAUUUUUCAGUUUAAAAAUUGAUAAUUGUACUGCGGAUACCAAUAUCCCUGUGAGCCUCCCAGGCCCAUGUUGCCCAGGGUUAAGAACAUACAUUGUAGAUUAAUAAUAUUAUUAAUAUAUUAGUAUUGUGUUACACACUUUAAACCUAUUAGACGGAUCCCAUGGCCAAAAGUCGUUUAAUCUUUUGUUAUUAAUAUUUAUUAAAAAGUUAGUAAUGUAAAAAUAUAUAAUAAUAUACACUGUAAAUAUUUUUGGGGAGAUCUGGCCACAGACCUCCACGGACCCAACUUUUAGAACCCAAGCAUUAAGUGAUAGGGCAGAGCAGACCGUGGCCAAUAGUAGGUCCUUUACCCACCUCACUCCACACCCAGUCAGUUCCAGAGGAGGCUGGUGGGAGGAGCUAUAGGAGGACGGGCUCAUUGUAAUGGCUGGAAUGGAAUAAAUGGUACGGUAGAAAACACAUCAAACAUAUGGCAACCACAUGUUUGACUUUGUUCCAUAUAUUCCAUUCUAGCCAUUAAAAUCCUAUCUUCCUAUAGCUCCUCCCACCAGCCUCCUCUGGUCAGUUCCCAGGGCUCCCCUCCCUCAUAUCAUUAACUACCAUAGAACCAGGGCUGAUGAUGCCCUGUUGAGUGAUGGAGAGAAACUCAGGCUCUGCUCAAAUACUUUGGAAAUUCUUCCUUUCCUCCUUCCUUCCUUCCUUCCUUCCUUCCUUCCUUCCUUCCUUCCUUCCUUCCUUCCUUCCUUCCUUCCUUCCUUCCUUCCUUCCUUCCUUCCUUCCUUGCUUAAAGAAGGAGAGAGUUGGUCUGAGAGAGUUAUGUUAGGGAGAACAAUAGGGUGGUACUUUUUCUUUUACUUAUCCAAUCACUUUCUGAUCUGUGAUUAGCUAAAGGAAGGAAAGAAGGAAGGAAGGAAGGGUGCAUUUUAAGAGUAUUUGAACAGGGCCUGGGUGUCCAGUAACAGCGGUAGAGAGAGAGAGAGAUCAGCUGGGAGAUAUCAGUAGACCCUGAGGGUAAAUGAAGGGUUAGAAACACUCAUAUACCUGAUGGAGCCUCUAAAUAAAAUCAAAUAAAAAUGUAUUGGUCGCGUACACAGUUUAGCAGAUGUUAUAGCAGGUGCAGCAAAAUGCUUAUGUUACUAGCUCCUAACAAUGAAGUAAAUGUCAAACAAGUACACAAAUAUUUAAAAAUAUAUAUAUUUCAAGAUUCACUAUGCAGAAAUCGCUCUGCCAUUUCCAGGUUGCUAAAAUUCGAAUAGUUAACCUAAUUUCAGUUUAUGUGACCAAACAAGCAAGUAUCGUAUCAUUGUACCAUCUAAACCGCUGUGAAAAAUAUUUUAAAUAACCAACAUUUUUGUAUUUUCAGCCGUUUGAAGCUGGUGUACAAAACUGAAAGUAAAAGAUGAAACUUAAAAUGGGAAGCAUAGAAAUAGCAUACAUAGAACAGAUCUACCACUUCUUAGACUUGCUUUCAAUGGGAAUUACAGAUCUAUAACUCACAGUUCUAUGUGAAUUUUGUCAGGUUGCCCAAAAAGUUACAUAUUGCAGCUUUUAAAAAAACAUCAACAAAUCAAAAAAUGUUGGAACGAAACCAAUUAGUAACCCAAAUAGCACUGUAACUGUAAUCCAAAUGCAAUCUAUAUACACCGGAUGAAUUUACACAAGAUAUACUAAGAAUGAUAUGUACAGCAGUAGCUAUAUUAUAGUGAGCUAGAUCAAGAAUCCAGUAUAUAAAUAACUAUGCGGUGUGUAUAAACAAUGUAACUAAAUUGCAAUGUACAGUAGUAGAAAUAUUAGAAUGAGCAAUGUCAAGAAUACAGUAUUUAAAUACACAGUACAAAACUCCUAAGCAAAAUUGAUAGAAUUGCAGGAAAUUAGCUUCCGGACCAGAUUCCGGAAUAUAAAUAUAUAUAUAUAUAUGUAUUUGAAUGGUGUGUAGAGACAUUAUGGACAAUAUGUGAAUGUCAAAUUAGCUGGUCAUGUGAUGACACACACCGGCAGCUGUCCUAUCACAGUCCCACUGAAAGGCUGGAUUGUGCUAUGACCUUAUGAUGGCUGGAGGCCUAUUGGCUGGACAAGCAGGAGAGGUGACCUAUGCCCUGUAGUCUUUGAAGCCUGGUGGGGUGAGAGGCAGCGUAUGGGGGUGGAGGUCCUUGGAGGUUAACUAAUUACAGCCCCAAGCCUGAGGCUCUGUACAUGGGCUUCGCUUGGGCCAAGGUGGGGGUUGGAUGGUGGAUGGGGCUGCUUUUAGGGAACAUUGUGUUAUAACUUAAGUGGGGCAGUCAGUUUUUAGUUUCAAAACAUCAAGCAUUCCAAAGCCCAUUAAAGGGUAGAGAAUACUGAGUUGAACCAUCCAUAACUAUAAAUGCCCAGAUACCUCAAAUAGCACAGCUCUGAGAUUGAGAGAUUCAGGCCCCAUUUUGUUCAGUUAAGACAUCACAGACAACCAUCUGUUUUCCAAAGGGAAAAUGGGUUUCAAAAUGCCCUCCAAGUUUAUGCACCAACAUGGCCUCAUGUUCCUGUGGAGCCAGCCUUGGAGCUGUUAAGAUGUCAGGGAGGUAGUUCUUCUAGGCCAAAGCAACCUACCUGAUUUCAUAGUUGUUGUUUUUUUUCCACUCCUUUUUUGCCCCCCAUUUUCCUUAGAUAAAUACAGACUACUGGCCCAGGACCAGCUGUUAGUGCUAGCACAAAGAAACACUUAAAGAGCAGAGAUGAUUUCUGUGUUAUAUACAAGGACGUCUGCCACUUAUAGACAGACACACACACAUACUGUACAGACAUACACAGUUACACACACACACACACACACACACACACACACACACACACACACACACACACAUACUGUACAGACAUACACAGUUACACACACACACACACACACACACACACACAUACUGUACAGACAUACACAGUUACACACACACACACACACACACACACACACAGAUACUGUGCAGACAUACACACUUACACACAUACUAUACCGACACACAUACACACUUUCUCACACAUGCAGAGACCGACAUACACACUGUCUCACAACACAGACUAUGAUGAUUGAACAGUGGUCAUUUAUCCAGGUGGCAGACAUUUCCCUCCACACACACAGCGCCACACAGCUCUCCAUGUCUGAGCUGUGUAAAGUCUGCUCCUAUUCAGGGGGAAUGCUGACGCCACGUUUAUUUUGCUACUCUUUUAUAUAUGACUUGAGGAGAACCUUUUACCACUGCAGUCAGACAAUAGUCAGCAGGGGACCCAGUGGCUCUUAACUUCCCACUGUGUGCGUCAUUACACACACACACACACACACACACACACACACACACACACACACACACACACACACACACACACACACACACAGCCCCAUAGACAGCAUUACUGCAUACCCACUGUCAACACACACACACCACUAAUGCAUACCCGCCGACUGCACACACACAUUUACGGCACGCCACCACGACUCUCACACGCCAUGGAAUACACACACGCAUACUGUAAUUUGACCAAAUAAAGGUCAUUAUGUAUGUGUAUAGAUAAGUGGUAGCACGUCAUAAAAACCCAAUACCUUCUGGUACCUGCGUUUUCAUGUGUAGGGUAAUAUACUGUAAUACACUACACAGAAGAGUAGACCCUGCCAAGUCCUGGCUAACUCACACACACAUACACACAGGUGUGUGCACACACAUACAUACACACACACACACACACCAGCUCUUUACUGCUGCCUCCCAGGUCUAGUGUAAUCUCUCUGGGGCAGCUGAAUUGCUCCCAUGGUGUGUGUGUGGGAAACUCUCACUAUUUAAACCUCUUAAAAUCCACCACAGUUAUGAAGUCCACUGAGGUGUGUUGGACAUUGAUAAGUGUAGACCAGAGAGAAAUAAAGUCAUGAGUCUUUGGCAGAAAACGAACACAGAGAUUUUCCAUAUGACCGCCUCCUCCCUUCAGACCUUCACUCAGGUUGUCUUGACUGUGUCUAGCAGUAGGUCCUGCUCUUGUCUUUAGAGUUGUUAUGAGUUGUGAUUAUUUGAGGUCCUCAAGUGCAUUUUGACAGCUGAGAUAUCGUCCACUUCUUCAAGUAUUUUAGAGAGAUCCAAAGACUUUGAACAGCUGCAUUCAAGGAAAAGGAAUUCUUCCAAACAAUGCCUGUGACAGGGUUUUGAUUUACUGUGUGUGUAAUAAGUGUAUGACUAAGAUGAAGCUCAGUGUAUUCUCUAACUCCAAUGAUCUAAUUGUUUGUGUGUGUGUUUCAGAUAUUGACGAGUGCAGCACUAUCCCAGGUGUGUGUGACGGAGGUGAAUGCACCAACACAGCCGGCAGCUACGUCUGCACCUGUCCCCGUGGUUACAUCACAAGCACUGACGGUGCCAGAUGUGUAGGUGAGUUACUGCUGCCCCCUCCAAACACACACAAACCCCUCCCUCACCCUCCUGUAGCCACUGCCUGCUCACAUCUGGGCUUCUCUCUCUCUCUCUCUCUCUCUCUCUCUCUCUCUCUCUCUCUCUCUCUCUCUCUCUCCCUCCCUCCCUCCCUCCCUCUCCCCCCUCCCUCCCUCCUGUGACUAGUGUUCUGAUGAGUCAAGAAGGUCUGCCGCAGGUCACGUGCGCUCGAAUGCUGUAAUAACAUUUAGCAUUAGCACCUAUUUGACUCACACCCUGAAACACUACCAGGUGUUAAUGUAGAGCGCCUGCAAUCUCCAGCAGCUUGUCUCAAAAUGGCCGCCAGAGAGCUGGCUCUGUUGCUUUUCAACAGCGUCCGAAUGGGAGUCCAAUAACUGUCCUUCAUUCAAGGCCCCACUCAUAGCCAAGCAGAACCCCUUGAUUACUUUAAUUGAAAAGUUGUGCGACCCAAAGUCUACUAGGCAGCAGAAUGCCUUAUUCAAAUUCUCUCCCGGGUCAACGUUUUGUUGGCCCCCCGCUCUCUUUGGCAGGCAAUCAAAUCUCUGCUGUACUUGUUUGUUGUCUUUUGACAAAAAAAAGGGAAAUGGGGUGGAAAUGCCAAGCGAACAAUGAACAGGGUCAACGUUGAUCUCACAAGGAGGCAUCUGUUCUCUUCUGUUCUGUUCUGCCUGGCCUGGUUGUGUGGCAGAUUGUUUAGCGUCAAGGUAGAAGACAUCUGGACUCACUUAGAGGCCUGCAGGAGAACAAAGCUGACACCACCACGACAACAAGCAAGACGAGACAGAAAAGAGAGGGAGGAGAGGAGGAAAAAACUAUCCAAACGAUCCCCUUUCUCUGUUGUUCUGUGUCGCAACAAAGGUGUAGAGCAGUGGGAGAGAGGAAAAUAAGAAGGGGUGGGAAGAGAAGGAGGAGCGAGAAGAGCAGGAGGAGGGGGAAUAGAAGGAGGAGGGGAAGAGAAGGAGGAGAGGAAAAGAAGAGAAGAGAAGAAAGAGUAAUGAAUAGAAGGGAGAGGAAGGAAGAGAGCCUCCAAUGACUGAGAGAAAAGCUGGCGCUGAGGAAUGAGGAGAGGAAAGAGAAGGAGGAGAGGGAAUAGAAGGAGGAGAGGGAAGCGUAGCCUGAUUGGGAAAAUGAGCUGCUGGCCGUAUGGUAUCACAGCGCUCGCUCUCUCUCUCUCUCUCUCUCUCUCUCUCUAAGGGGACAGACCAUUUCUCUCACACUCCCUCUCCUUCCACCCCCUGCUCUCUUUCUUUCUCCUUCUCUCCUCCAGGCCCUUUUCCUCUUUCCCCCUGUUUUCUCUUUCCCUCGCUUCUCACCCUGAGCGCUCAUCCAUCUGUCUAGUGUAACACGAUGACCUGUAGAGUCCCCAGGAACAAAUAAAAGAGAGUUGUGAUAUCAGGCCCUGUCUGACACAAUGACACAUCCCACCAUAUAUCCUCAGCUCCAGCCAGAAGCAUGCUAUGGCUGGCUCCCCUGGUGUGUCGGCCGACUCGGCCCUGUUUGCUUGGGUGUGUUUUGCAAGUGGAGGUAGACUAAGAAACUACUCCUCCCCCUUCCUCCCCCAUCCACCUCUGGUUUCCUCUUUGACCUGACCCAGAUUACAUGAAGUGAGCGGGGGGCUCCAGGUUCAGGAAUGUCAACUCUAGCAGCAUAGCGUGGAGAAACAGACCGAAGGGACCUGUUGAGCCCAACACUAAUCAGCCCUAAUGCUCCGUCCGUCGCACUGUGAAAACCCAGUCUGUAAAAGAGAAAGCAUGUGUUUGUGCGGCUUGCUAUAGACUAGCUAGCUAAGGGUCUGGUUCCAAUUUAAGUUAUCAUCAUCCCCAUCACCACUUUCCCUCUCUCCUCUCUCCCCCUCUCUGCUCCCCUAUUCCCACCCCUCCACACCCAUCCUCCCCCAAUCCUGCCCCCAGCUGGGUUGGUCCUAGGGAGGGAGGGAGGGUCGAAGCAAGGGGGAAAGUUCGGCUGUAAACCCUAGAUGCACAGCUUCUCAUGUAUAAUAUAAUUGGCCAGGAUUGCUCCACAUGGAGCUGAUUAAUUCCAGACUGCUGCCUCAUUAGCCAAGUUAAUCGACUUGCACUCCUCCUUCCCCUGCUCCUCUCUUUCCCCCAUCACUUUCAUCUGCAUUACACACAAACACACAUACGCACUAAGGGACCCUCACUUCUUCUCCACUUACCCCAAACACCCUCUUCCCUCCCUGCGUCCCUCCCUCCCUCCCCCUCCCUCCUCCACCCAACUGACCCUGACCUGAGAGACUGUAACAAACAAGACCAAAUUAGGAGGCCCUUGUGAUGCCUGCAGUUAGUCAGGUCCCCUCAGACCUUUACAGCUCCCAGACCAUAAAUUAGCUUCCUCCCAGGCUACCAUGUAGAGGGCAGGCAGGGGGAGACUUCCAGGGGAGAGGCAGCCCUGGUAUUUGGGGACAGCUGUUACCUGUAUCCCCUCGUCAGGGCUGGAGGAACCACACCUCUGUGUGGUAGGGAGGUGUUUGUCAGGCCUUUUUGUGCUGAAGGCUUCUGAAUUGUCUUGUGUUCCUCAAGAAUGUACAAACCCCUGUUUCCCGUCACAACCGUACACUGUGAGCCAGUAGAAACUGUCUGUGACCCACAUUUGUGAAACACUUCAGUAUUGUAUUUAUACUUGGUCACCAGAAUAUUUACAGUAUGUUAAAGCACAUGCAUUAUAAUAUGGUCUGCUUAAAGUUGAAAGAGUUACAGUAGAUUUUCUACAUGACCUGGAAGUCAACCCUGUUACAACACAGGUCAUGAGUGAUUUGAGUGACUCACACUGAAGCAUACUGACCUCUCUUCCCAUCUCUCUUUCUCUCCACUUCUCCCUCCAUCCUCGCCCUCCUCAGACCAGCGUGUGGGCACGUGUUUCUCGGCGUUGGCGAGCGGGCGCUGUGCGGGCGACCUGCAGGGCCAGUAUACCAAGAUGCAGUGCUGCUGUGACACGGGCCGCUGCUGGGCAUCUGGACAGAUCCCUGAGAUGUGCCCUGUCAGGGGAUCCGGUGAGUACACACACACACACACACACACACACACACACACACACUUACCACUACUGACCCACAGUCCAAAGGGAGUCCAAACACUCCUUUUGCAUAUGUGGUAUGAAUGAACAGCUUGAACAGCUUGGACCUACCGCAGGUCUAUUCCCCUGUGAGAGUGUGUGUUCAUACUUAAUACUUUCAUGUAUUUGUGAUUGUUUGUAUGAAUGAGUGCCGAGCUGUACUCUCACACACAAACACACACACACACACAUUAUGGUGGGAGGCCUCCCUUUGGCUAUUUCCUCCUCUGGGGUUCACUCAGUUUAUGUGUAUGUGUGUGUGUGUGUGUGUGUGUGUGUGUGUGUGUGUGUGUGUGUGUGUGUGUGUGUGUGUGUGUGUGUGUGUGUGUGUUUUGUGUGUGUGUGUUCUCUGUAUCCUUUGCUAGGAGAUGGCUACCUGCCAUACAACAUGGAAAACAUACACUCACAUGCAAGCGAUUUCACAUGCUGACAAACACACAUAGAUACUGUAUAUAUAGAGAUAGAUACAGUUGAAGUCAGAAGUUUAUAUACACUUAGGUUGGAGUCAUUAAAACUUGUUUUUCAACCACUCCACAAAUGUCUUGUUAACAAACUAUAGGUUUGGCAAGUCAGUUAGGACAUCUACUUUGUGCAUGACACAAGUAAUUUUUCCAACAAUUGUUUACAGACAGAUUAUUUCACUUAUAAUUCACUGUAUCACAAUUCCAGUGGGUCAGAAAUGUAUAUUCACUAAGUUGACUGUGCCUUUAAACAGUUUGGGAAAUUCCAGCAAAUGAUGUCAUGGCUUUAGAAGCUUCUGAUAAGCUAAUUGACAUCAUUUGUCAAUUGGAGGUGUACCUGUGGAUGUACUUCAAGGCCUACCUUCAAACCCAGUGCCUCUUUGCUUGACAUCGUGGGAAAAUCAAAAGAAAUCAGCCAAGACCUCAGAAUGUUGUUUGUAAACCUCCACAAGUCUGGUUCAUCAUUGGGAGCAAUUUCCAAAUGCCUGAAGGUACCACGUUCAUCUGUACAAACAAUAGUACGCACAUAUAAACACCAUGGGACCACGCAGCCAUAAUACCGCUCAGGAAGGAGAUGCGUUCUGUCUCCUACAGAUGAUCGUACUUUGGUGCGAAAAGUGCAAAUCAAUCCCAGAACAACAGCAAAGGACCUUGUGAAGAUGCUGGAGGAAACAGGUACAAAAGUAUCGAUAUCCACAGUAAAACGAGUCCUAUAUCAACAUAACCUGAAAGGCUGCACAGCAAGGAAGAAGCCAUUGCUCGAAAACCGCCAUAAAAAAGCCAGAAUACGGUUUGCAACUGCACAUGGGGACAAAGAUUGUACUUUUUGGAGAAAUGUCCUCUGGUCUGAUGGAACAAAAAUAGAACUGUUUGACCAUAAUGACCAUCGCUAUGUUUGGAGAAAAAAGGGGGUGGCUUGCAAGCCAAAGAACACCAUCCGAACCGUGAAGCACGGGGGUGGUAGACUCAUGCUGUGGGGGUGCUUUGCUGCAGGAGGGACUGGUGCACUUCACAAAAUAGAUGGCAUCAUGAGGAAGGAAAAUGAUGUGGAUAUAUUGAAGCAACAUCUCAAGACAUCAGUCAGGAAGUUAAAGCUUGGUCGCAAAUGGGUCUUCCAAAUGUACAAUGACCCCAAGCAUACUUCCAAAGUUGUGGCAAAAUGGCUUAAGGACAACAAAGUCAAGGUAUUGGAGUGGCCAUCACAAAGCCCUGACCUCAAUCCUAUAGAAAAUGUGUGGGCAGAACUGAAAAAGCGUGUGCGAGCAAGGAGCAAACCUGACUCAGUUACACCAGCUCUGUCAGGAGGAAUGGGCCAAAAUUCACCCAACUUAUUGUGGGAAGCUUGUGGAAGGCUACCUGAAACGUUUGACCCAAGUUAAACAAUUUAAAGGCAAUGCUACCAAAUACUAAUUGAGUGUAUGUAAACUUCUGACCCACUGGGAAUGUGAUGAAAGAAAUAAAAGCUGAUAUAAAUCAUUCUCUCUACUAUUAUUCUGACAUUUCACAUUCUUAAAAUAAAGUGGUGAUCCUAACUGACCUAAAACAGGGAAUUUUUAUUAGGAUUAAAUGUCAGGAAUUGUGAAAAACUGAGUUUAAAUGUAUUUGGCUAAGGUGUAUGGAAACUUCCGACUUCAACUGUAUAGACAGUGUGAGAUCCUCAAGGUAGUGGAGAUCAGAUCAGGUUCAUACAUAUACAACCCCUUUUUACAGCCAUAAUCAUGUCCAGGCAUUGUGCCAGUGUGUGAGUUUAUGCAACCACUGACCCAUAUGUAUACUACAGUGGCUUGCAAAAGUAUUCACCCCCCUUGGCAUUUUUCCUAUUUUGGUGCCUUACAACCUGAAAUUAAAGUUUAUUUUUUGGGGGGGUUUCUAUCAUUUGAUUUACACAACAUGCCUACCACUUUGAAGAUGCAAAAUAUUUUUUGUUGUGAAACAAACAAGAAAUAAGACAAAAAAACAGAAAACUUGAGCGUGCAUAACUAUUCACCUUUUGCAGCAAUUACAGCUGCAAGUCUCUUGGGGUAUGUCUCUAUAAGCUUGGCACAUCAAGCCACUGGGAUUUUUGCCCAUUCUUCAAGGCAAAACUGCUCCAGCUCCUUCAAGUUGGAUGGGUUCCACUGGUGUGCAGUAAUCUUUAAGUCAUACCACAGAUUCUCAAUUGGAUUGAGGUCUGGGCUUUGACUAGGCCAUUCCAAGACAUUUAAAUGUUUCCCCUUAAACCACUCGAGUGUUGCUUUACCAGUAUGCUUAGGGUCAUUGUCCUGCUGGAAGGUGAACCUCCAUCCCAGUCUCAAAUCUCUGGAAGACUGAAACAGGUUUCCCUCAAGAAUUUCCCUAUAUUUAGCGCCAUCCAUCAUUCCUUCAAUUCUGACCAGUUUCCCAGUCCCUGCCGAUGAAACACAUCCCACAGCAUGAUGCUGCCACCACCAUGCUUCACUGUGGGGAUGGUGUUCUCAGGUGAUGAGAGGUGUUGGGUUUGCGCUAGAUAGAGCGUUUUCCUUGAUGGCCAAAAAGCUACAUUUUAGUCUCAUCUGACCAGAGUACCUACUUCCAUAUGUUUGCGGUGUAAGGCUUAAAGUGGUCCUAUGGACAGAUAAUCCAAUCUCUGCUGUGGAGCUUUGCAGCUCCUUCAGGGUUAUCUUUGGUCUCUUUGUUGCCUCUCUGAUUAAUGCCCUCCUUGCCUGGUCUGUGAGUUUUGGUGGGCGGUCCUCUCUUAGCAGGUUUGUUGUGGUGCCAUAUUCUUUCCAUUGUUUUAUAAUGGAUUUAAUGGUGCUCCGUGGGAUGUUCAAAGUUUCUGAUAUUUAUUUAUAACCCAACCCUGAUCUGUACUUCUCCACAACUUUGUCCCUGACCUGUUUGGAGAGCUCCUUGGUCUUCAUGGUGCCGCUUGCUUGGUGGUGCCCCUUGCUUAGUGGUGUUGCAGACUCUGGGGCCUUUCAGAACAGGUGUAUAUAUACUGAGAUCAUGUGACAGAUCAUGUGACACUUAGAUUGCACACAGGUGGACUUUAUUUAACUAAUUAUGUGACUUCUGAAGGUAAUUGGUUGCACCAGAUCUUAUUUAGGGGCUUCAUAGCAUGCACCACUUUUCUGUUAUAUAUUUUGUAGAAUAUUUUGAAACAAGUAAUUUUUUUCAUUUCACUUCACCAAUUUGAACUAUUUUGUGAAUGUCCAUUACAUGAAAUCCAAAUAAAAAUCCAUUUAAAUUACAGGUUGUAAUGCAACAAAAUUGGAAAAACGCCAAGGGGGAUGAAUACUUUUGCAAGGCACUGUAUCAAAAUAGGUAAAACUGACCCAAACCAUGACAAAACGUGCAUGCAUGUCAUUUUCAUUGAAGAUAACCCUUUCCAUCCUCUUCCCCGUAGAUGAGUACAGAAGGCUGUGCAUCGAAGGGGUGCCCCAUGGCACAGGUAACGGAGGUUUCCCCCACGGAGGCUUCCCCAAUGGUGGCGGCUAUCCCAACGGUGGCGGCAACGGUCACGGUUACAGCUAUGGCUACAAACUCAACCCCAACGGGCCUAACGGAAACGGUCACCAUGGCAACGGGGGAGGAAUCGGAGGAGGAGGAAUCGGAGGAGGGGGACAGGGAGGAGGAGGCAAUGGUUUUGGAGGAAACGGCGGCGGCCGUAAUAUCGGUGAGUUGGUUAGGCCACGACAUGUGUCCAUAGGGUAGUGUUGCAUUAUUAGCCUGUGGUUUUAAGUUUUGUAUCAGAGAUAUUAGAGUGUUUAAACUGAGUUUAUGACCUAUUGAUCUUUUAACCUGUCGAUCAGGUCUUGUGCCGCGUUCAAAACAACUGGGAGCUCGGAACUCGGAAACCUCUGACUUCAGCGCAUUCAAGACAACUGGGAACUCUGAAAAAAACGAUCUCUGACUGGGAAAAUUCUUUCUAGAGCUCCGACCUUAAGAUUCCUUAAGUUGUUUUGAACGCGGCAUUGGACUGGGUAUUUUGGAGAAGCGAUUGUAACUCAAGGAAACUAACCUGAAUGUCAAAAUAAUGAUGGGAGUAACUUCAAGUUUUAUUGUCACCUGCACAAGUACAGUGAAAUGCCUUUAUUGGAAGCUCUUUCCAAACAAUGCAGUAACCAAUAUCCGUAGUACUAUAAAAUAAAGUAAAAACACACGAGAAAUAGAAAUAAGAACAUGAUAAAUGAAGUAAGCUAUGUAUACAGGGUCAGUGCCAAUACCAUAUUUACAAUGUGCAGGGAUAAUGGAGUGGUAGAGGUAGUAAUGUAUAGGGAUAAGGCAUCAGGAUAUACACUACAUGACCAAAAGUAUGUGGACACCUGCACGUCGAACAUCUCAUUCCAAAAUCAUGGGCAUUAAUAUGGAGUUGGUCCCCCUUUUGCUGCUAUAACAGCCUUCACUCUUCUGGGAAGGCUUUCCACUUGAUGUUGGAACAUUGCUGCGGGGACUUGCUUCCAUUCAGUCACAAUAGCAUUAGUGAGGUCAGGCACUGAUGUUGGGCGAUUAGGCCUGGCUCGCAGUUGGGGUUCCAAUUCAUCCUAAAGGUGUUCGAUGGGGUUGAGGUCAGGGCUCUGUGCAGGCCAGUCAAGUUCUUCCACACCGAUCUCGACAAGCCAUUUUGGUAUGGACCUCGCUUUGUGCACGUGGGCAUUGUCAUGCUGAAACAGGAAAGGGCUUUCCCCAAACUGUUGCCACAAAGUUGGAAGCACAGAAUCAUCUAGAAUGUCAUUGUAUGCUGUAGCGUUAAGAUUUCCCUUCACUGGAACUAAGGGGCCUAGUCUGAACCAUGAUAAACAGCCCCAGACCAUUAUUCCUCCUCCACCAAACUUUACAGUUGGCACUGUGCAUUCGGGGAGGUAGCGUUCUCCUGAAAUCCACCAAACCUAGAUUAGUCCAUCAGACUGCCAGAUGGUGAAGUGUGAUUCAUCACUCCAGAGAACGCGUUUCCACUGCUCUAGAGUCCAAUGGUGGCGAGCUUUACACCACUCCAGCCAACACUUGGCAUUGCGCAUGGUGAUCUUAGGCUUGUGUGCGGCUGCUCGGCCAUGGAAACCCAUUUCAUGAAGCUCCAAACUAACAGUUAUUGUGCUGACCUUGCUUCCAGAGGCAGUUUGGAACUAGGUAGUGAGUGUUGAAACAGAGGACAGAUGAUUUUUGUGGCUGAAAUAGUAGAAUCCACUAAUUUGAAGGGGUGUACACAUACUUUUGUAUAUAUAGCGUAUGAUAAACAGAGUAGCAGCUGUCACGUUCGUUCAUGAACGGGUCAGACCAAGGCGCAGCGUGAUAUGCAUACAUGUUUAUUUGACUAUUAAACACAACGACAAAACAAGAAACGAAACGUGAAGUCCAAGGUACACAAACAACAUACCUAACACGAAACAAGAUCCCACAACCCACUAGUGCCAAUAGGCUGCCUAAGUAUGGUCCCCAAUCAGAGACAACGAGCGACAGCUGCCUCUGAUUGGGAACCACACCGGCCAACAUAGAUCUAGACAUACUAGAUCUAAACAUAGAAAAUACAACAUAGAACAUCACAACAAGGAAUAUACACACCCUGACUCAACAUAUAAGCGUCCUCUGAGUCAGGGCGUGACAGCAGCAGUGUAUAAGAUGAUUGUAUGUGAGCGUGUGUGUGUGUAGAGUCAGUAUAAAUGUGUGUGCGUGUUAUGUGUGUGUGAGCAAAUUAAGUGUGUGUGUGUGUGUGUGUGUGUGUGUGUGUGUUGGAGUGUCAGUGUGAGUGUGUGUAAGUGAGUGUGUGUGUAGGGUCCUGUGAGUGUGCAUAGAGUCAGUGCAAUAAAAACGUAAUUGCAGAUAGUCCAUGUAGCCAUUUAGUUAGCUAUUUAGCAGUCUUGGGGAUAGAAGCUGUUCAGGAGCCUGUUGGUGUCAGACUUGCUUGGGUACUGCUUGCCAUGCGGAAGAAGAGAGAAUAGUCUAUGGCUUUUCAUAAACUUUUCUUCACUGUGUUUUAAUAAAUUAUAAACAUUGUGUGAUAAUGUAUUGUAAUGUAUUGUAAUGUGAUUGUGUGUUGUGUUGUGUAUCCUCAGUCCCUGUGUCAGUCAAUGAGACCGUUGACGUGUGUAAACAUUUCACCAACCUGUGUUUGAACGGCCGCUGUAUCCCCACCCCGACCAGCUACCGCUGUGAAUGUAACAUGGGCUACAGACAGGAUGUACGCGGGGAGUGUAUUGGUAAACCCACUGCAGUCAUUACAGUUAGGAAAAUGACAUACACUCUACUGCCAUCUUCUGACCACACACAUAACGUCUCUGGUAGAUGUAAAACUCAGGGUAUACUUACACAAUAGCAUUGAUUCUUUCACCUUUUUUAACACAUAUGGGAGUGUUCAGAUUUGUAAUUGGAGCAUCCUGGGUUGCACUGAUAAACUCAUAUUUCUUCAUCGCCUCCCUCCUUCAGAUGUGGAUGAGUGCGUCAGCAACCCCUGUGUCAACGGAGACUGUGUCAACACACCUGGAUCGUACCACUGCAAGUGUCACGAAGGCUACCAGGGAACCCCCACCAAACAGGCCUGCAUUGGUAUGUUCCAAUCACUCACCAGAACAACUAUAGAACAUUAUAAUUGUUUAUUACAACGGUUGUAUUGUAUGGAUAGACUGGGUACGUUGGCCCACUGACUGACUCUGCUUGUAACAACACCACAAGGUGUCCAGAACAGAAACAGACUGGUACCUAACCUGGCUAACAGUCAAACUAAGCCUAAACCCCCCUCCCCCUCCCUCCUUUCCUCCCCCUCCCUCCCCCUCCCUCCCUCCCUCCCCAGAUAUUGAUGAGUGCAUCGUAAACGGAGUGAUGUGUCGUAACGGACGUUGUGUCAACACUGACGGAAGCUUCCAGUGCAUCUGCAACGCUGGCUUUGAGCUCACUCCUGAUGGGAAGAACUGCAUAGGUGAGCUACACACACAUACCUUACUCUCUAACUGCAUGGUCUACACCUACAGGCCUGUUACAUGGUAAUCACAUACUGUAUGUUACUAGGUUACAGUCAUUUGUUUGUGGUAGAAAGCCUACGUGGCAGGAAGCCUACGUGGCAGGAAGCCUACGUGGCAGAAAGCCUACGUGGCAGGAAGCCUACGUGGUAGAAAGCCUACGUGGAAGAAAGCCUACGUGGUAGAAAGCCUACGUGGAAGAAAGCCUACGUGGCAGGAAGCCUACGUGGCAGGAAGCCUACGUGGCAGGAAGCCUACGUGGCAGGAAGCCUACGUGGUAGAAAGCCUACGUGGUAGAAAGCCUACGUGGUAGAAAGCCUAAUUCACCUCCAUUUCUUCAACCAGAUCAUGAUGAGUGUGCCACCACCAACAUGUGUCUCAAUGGAAUGUGUAUCAACGAGGACGGAAGCUUCAAGUGUAUCUGCAAACCUGGCUUCGCCCUGGCACCUAACGGACGUUACUGCACAGGUACGUCAUCUGGUAUAAUUUCUGGAUGUGGAUCCUCUCAAAAGGUUUCUUAGUAUCUAAGGGUGUUUCUAGGCCACUGUCACCUUAGCUUGCAUUUUGGCUGUCACUGUUAAGGACUUUGAAGGUAAUAAAAGUAGCUGAUAAGAAAUGUUAUGUAGAUUACAUUUGAGUGAUUCCAUGACUGUAUUGCCAGCCAUGUGGCACAAGUACCAUCAUCAUAUCUCUCCCCUUCUCUCCUCCCUCAGACAUUGAUGAGUGCCAGACACCAGGCAUCUGUAUGAAUGGACGAUGUAUCAAUUCUGAGGGCUCCUUCCGCUGUGAGUGCCCACCGGGCCUGGCCAUCGACGUGGAUGGGAGAGUGUGUGUCGACACACACAUGCGUACCACCUGCUACGGUGCCAUCAAGAUGGGCACGUGCUCGCGGCCCUUCCCUGGCGCCGUCACCAAGUCUGAGUGCUGCUGUGCCAGUCCUGAUCACGGCUUCGGAGAGCCUUGCCAACCCUGUCCUGCCCGCAACUCAGGUGACUGACUAACCCUAACCACACCAGAAAACAUAAUUGGUUUACUUGUGCUGUCAUUCAGAUCCUGUUAGCCUGGAAUCCAAGCUGAUAUGCUCUGUUUCACUAUUGUUUCACUUCACAAUAUUGUUCAUAUCAGUUUAGAUUCCAGGCUAAGAUCCUGUAGAACUCUACCAAAUACUGCAGAAGUGAUUGUUAGAAUUAUAAUGUAAAUUGUGAUUUUUUUGUUACACUGGAUAUAUUAGCAGGUGACUUACAGGUCAUUUUCUUGGCUUUCAGCUGAGUUCCAGGCAGUGUGCAGCAGUGGGAUUGGCAUUACUGCUGACGGCAGAGGUGAGUCAUGUGACUGGUACUGUUUAAUGUUAGGUAUCUGUGGUUUGGAGCUUGUCCUACAAUCACUGCUAGUUAUUCUGGCAUUUAACAGGCCUCCCCUCAAACAUUACAAUGCGUCCCUCAGAAAGGUGUGAAUCUUGCUCCGAAUUUCAAAUCAAAGAGAGAAAAAAGGGAAAGUGAAGAAAAGGAAUCUGUAGGUUGGAGAGAGCUGAAAGCUAAGGCUGUGGUUUGUGGUGGGCUGUGGCUCAUGUGGGUUUGUUCCUGUGUGUCUCCUCAGACAUCAACGAGUGUGCCUUGGACCCAGACAUCUGUCAGAACGGCAUGUGUGAGAACCUGAGAGGGAGCUACCGCUGCAUCUGUAACAUCGGCUACGAGUCCGACUCCAGCGGCAAGAACUGCGUGGGUGAGUCCAGUCUUCCUGUAUCCAAUGUCUGUUGGAAAAAUCAGUGACCCAAAUUAAAGUUUAUCAGACCAUUUCAUACCUUAAAAGUGAUCUAAAGUCAAACUGAAUCCCAUAUUUUUCACAGCCUCUGCUGUACUUUCGUGGUCUUGACUUUGACAUAUGAACAAAGUUUCAAACACUGGGGUUGAUUGUUUUGGCUGGCUUGUGUUACACUUGAUAAGUCAACCCUGUUGUUCAUCUUCUCCUCAACCUACCAGACAUCAAUGAGUGCCUAGUGAACCGUCUGCUGUGUGACAAUGGCCUGUGUAGAAACACCCCCGGCAGCUACUCCUGCUCCUGUCCCAAAGGCUUCGUCUUCAAACCUGACUCUGAGACUUGCGAAGGUAAACACUUCAUACACACACCAAUGGAGAAGACACACACUCCUCACAUUUCUAAUGCCUCAAUAUCAGCAUACUUAUGCGCAACCACAGUUGAAAAUGCUAGGAGUAUCUGAACUGUGUUGGUAUUCCUCUUCGUUUCAUUGACUAUAUGUUGUAGAUGUGAACUCUGCUAGAUGUGUGUACACCUGCAACUGUUUAACACAUGAGAGAUUGGAGUUAAAUAGAACAUCAGAUAUAUGAACAUGUGUUGGCUUACAUCCUCUGUCCUUGAACCACUUUCCAUAAAGUUUUCUGUCUUUGUUGAAGUAAACGCAUGUCUGUCUAUAUCACAGGAGGCUGGUGGCACCUUAAUGGGGAGAACGGGCUCGUAAUGACUGGAGCGGAAUCGGUGGAAUGGUAUCAAAUACAUCAAACACAUGGUUUCCAGGUGUUUCAUGCCAUUCCAUUUGCUCCGUUACGGACGUUAUUAUAAGCCAUUCUCCACUCAACAGCCUGUUAAGGAUGACCCAUUUAACUGGCUCUUCUCUUCUCUGCCUUACCUAACCCUGCUCUGAUCCAUGUGUUUCAGAUAUCAACGAGUGUGAGUCCAGCCCGUGUGUCAACGGAGUCUGCCGCAACAUCGCCGGGUCCUUCAACUGCGAGUGUUCCCACGGCAGCAAGCUGGACUCCACCAACACCAUCUGCGUGGGUAAGAGAACGAGGCGUCUGUCACAACUGCAGACUCAAUCUGACACAAAUGAAAAACAACGUAUUCCUGAGACAAACUUCUGUUGGAGAAUCAUCAUCAAGCAGACAGUCAGAGUGAAAAGUGGGAUUUGAGCCAAAGUUUCUAGCUUCAUAGGCCUUCUAGAACAGGCCUGGGAAAUUCCAGUCCUCGGGGGCCUGAUUGGUGUCACACUUAUUCUAGUCGAAAUAAACAAGUCAAUGUCUGCUUUGAGGACAUGUCCAGACACAUCUGAACAUCUACAGAUGGUAAUCUGGGAUGAGUCAUUUGAAUAAAUACCAACAUGAGCCGGCCUUGUCAGUCUAAUAGAUUCCUGUACUUUAGAAUAUAGCGCUGUUUUCUGUUCAAAGCAGAGUCAUAUAUUUGGUUCAAAGCCAUCACUCAGCAGCGAGAAUGUAAAUUGUGGUUUAGUUUUGGGUGAGCCUGCGGUUUUGGGAGAACAAAUGCACAUCCCAUUUGUUCUGACUGUGCUCUCAGUCCAUUAGGACUGCCAUAGCAAAUUAUUAAUGUCAAUUAUGCAUUUGUCUCAGUUUGGGCUGAGGUAAGAUGGAAGCUGUUGGAAGGGACAGCUGUACUUAAUUACUUUCCACUGAUGGUGCUGUUGUGCUUGGAAUGAUUGGAGUACAGUAUACCAAUGAGAGAUGUGUGUAUGUUGGUUGAUGCUUUACAGUACAUUUGAAUUGAUGUGCCUUUUCUCUGCAGGGUUCUCUUGAGUGCCUUCACUUGCUCACAUUCUCUCUCUCUCUUUCUUCCCUCUCUUCCCCUCCUACCUAUUUCUCUUCCCUUUCUCUCUUUCACUCUCGCUUCCCUACCCCUCUCUCUCUCGCUCUCUUUCUCCCUCUCUUCUCUCUCCCCCUCCUCCCUCUACAGACAGCAUGAAGGGAACGUGCUGGCUGAACAUCCAAGAUGGCCGCUGUGAGGUCAACAUCAACGGCGCCACGCUCAAGUCCGAGUGCUGCUCUACACUGGGAGCUGCCUGGGGCAGCCCCUGUGAACGCUGCGAGAUCGGUCAGUACACACACAAACACACACACCUACUAAACAUAAUGAAGUGUGAGGUGUGUACUGUAACUGCUGUCUCUCUCCACAGACACUGCCUGCUCCAGAGGGUUCGCUCGUAUGAAGGGAGUCAACUGUGAAGGUAAGACACUAAUCGACCCCUACACACACACACACACACACACACACACACACACACACACACACACACACACACACACACACACACACACACACACACACACACACACACACAGUCAACUGUGAAGGUAGCAGACAUUCUUACAGCCAUAAUGACCCUCUGCCUCCCUCCCUGUGGUAUUCCAUUCACCUUCCGUUCUUCCUUCCCUCCCUCAGAAAAUGAUGAGCCAUAGAGCACAGUCAGUCUUGUAAUAUUGUCCCUAUUUCCUCCCUGCAGACAUCAAUGAGUGUGAGGUGUUCCCGGGGGUGUGUACCAACGGGCGCUGUGUCAACACCCAGGGCUCCUUCCGCUGUGAGUGUGGCGAGGGGCUCACCCUGGACGGGAGUGGACGCACCUGCGUGGGUAAGACAACACUGCCACCAACAUAAACUCUGGCAGACACCAUGCAUUUUUAUAAUAACUGAAAUCAGAACUGGCUAUUAUGUAUCUUUUCUGUUGACUUCACACAUAUACUAUAUUUAAGCAAUAAGACCAGAGGGGGUGUGGUAUAUUGCCAAUAUACCACGGCUAAGGGCUUUUCUUAUGCACGACGCAACGCAGAGUGCCUGGAUACAGCCCUUGGUAUAUUGGCCAUAUACCACAAACCCCCGAGGUGCCUUAUUGCUAUUAUCAACUGGUUACCAAUGUAACAGUAAAAAAAAGAGCAGUAAAAACAAAUUUGGGGUCAUACCAGUGGUAUACAAUCUGAUAUACCAUGGCCGUCAGCCAAUCAGCAUUCAGGGCUCGAAACACCCAGUUUAUAAUACACUAUAAAAUAUGAAUGAUAACCUACAUGGGAGAAAAGACAAAUUUGGUGACAACAAAUAUUAGCAUGGUUAGCAUACUGUGGCAUUAGCCGUAAAGUUCUGUAUGUCUGACUGUUGUCCGUCCAUCUGUCUAUCCCUCAGACGUGCGCAGCGAGCAGUGCUACAUGAAGUGGCACGAGGACGAGUGUGGUGAGCCGCUGCCCGGGCGCUACCGCGUUGACAUGUGCUGCUGCUCGGUGGGCGCGGCCUGGGGCAUUGACUGUGAGGAGUGUCCCAAGGCGGGCACCCCGGAGUACAAGGCCAUCUGCCCCAGAGGACCAGGCUUCGCCAACCGAGGAGACAUCCUGACUGGCAGACCCUUCUACAAAGGUAGGAACUAAGACUUAUUAUCUAGUCUUGGUAACACUCUAAUUUGCGUUGGGAUAAUGUAGCAUUCACAACAUAUUCAUAAAGCCUUCAUGAGCAGUCAUAAUCUUCUGAACACAAGUAGGUAUGUUUCUUACGCUAACAGAUUCUGAGUGAAGUCCUACUACUACACUGAGGAGCUACACACAAAACAAGCACACCAUUAUGGCCUCACGCCAGCAGUUGCAAACCAACCACAGCGUCUAAUCUCUUUAACCACUAGACAUUUCUUUAGAUUAUUACUGGAUUCCAUGUUCAAUUCCACCGCUAACCCCUGCUGUUCGUCCAUUGUGUUGUCCCUCCAUAGAUGUAAAUGAGUGUAAGGUGUUCAACGGCCUGUGCUCCCACGGAACCUGUCGCAACACCAUCGGCAGCUUCAAGUGUCGCUGCAGCAGCGGCUUCGCCCUCACCAUGGAGGAGAGGAACUGCACAGGUAUAGAGAGAGAGAGAGAGAGAGAGAGAGAGAGAGAGAGAGAGAGAGAGAGAGAGAGAGAGAGAGAGAGAGAGAGAGAGAGAGAGAGAGAGAGAGAAUUAUAAGGGGGGGUGGCAGAGAGACUGUAAUAAACAUAAUUCUGUUUAUUCCAUAGAAAAGCAUUUAAAAAUCUGUAUGAUUAAAGCAGAAAUCUAUAUCUUUAGUAAGUAUCCUUGUAUAUGAUUUCUGUAGUAUUUGAGAAUGUUUUAGGGGCAAAACAUUAUUUUGACAUUUUGAAACACUCCUACUGGGCACAGACGUCAAUUCAAUGUCUAUUCCACGUUGGUUCAAUGCAAUGACUAUUUGCAUUGCCCCCCCACCCCACUCCAACCCCGUCUUUUACGCUGCUGCUACUCUGUUUAUUAUUUAUGCAUAGUCACUUUAACUCUACCCACAUGUACAUUACCUCUGUACCGGUACACCCUGUAUAUAACCUCCCUACUGUUAUUUUAUUUUACUGCUGCUUUAAUUAUUUGCUAUUUAAAAAAAUUUAACUGCAUUGUUGGUUAAGGGCUUGUAAGUAAGCAUUUCACCUGUUGGAUUCGGCGCAUGUGGCAAAUAAAAUUUGAUUUGAUGUCAUUGAAAUUACGUGGAAACAACGUUGAUUCAACCAGUGUGUGCCCAGUGGGCUGUUUGUUGACACAGCUGAAUUUUCUCAUGAGAUCAGUAAAGUAAUGCUGAAUAUUAUAUUUCUGUAAUGUACAUUAUUCCCUCUGUCUCUCCCUCCCUCCUCCCUCCUCUGUCUCUCCUCCCUCCUCUGUCUCUCCUCCCUCCUCUGUCUCUCCCUCCUCCUCUGUCUCUCCUCCCUCCUCUGUCUCUCCCUCCUCUGUCUCUCCCUCCUCCUCUGUCUCUCCCUCCUCCUCUGUCUCUCCUUCCUCCUCUGUCUCUCCUUCCUCCUCUGUCUCACCCUCCUCUGUCUCUCCUCCCUCCUCUGUCUCUCCUCCCUCCUCUGUCUCUCCUCCCUCCUCUGUCUCUCCCUCCUCCUCUGUCUCUCCUUCCUCCUCUGUCUCUCCUUCCUCCUCUGUCUCACCCUCCUCUGUCUCUCCUCCCUCCUCUGUCUCUCCUUCCUCCUCUGUCUCUCCCUCCUCCUCUGUCUCUCCCUCCUCCUCUGUCUCUCCCUCCUCUGUCUCUCCCUCCUCCUCUGUCUCACCCUCCUCUGUCUCUCCUCCCUCCUCUGUCUCUCCUCCCUCCUCUGUCUCUCCUCCCUCCUCUGUCUCUCCCUCCUCUGUCUCUCCUCCCUCCUCUGUCUCUCCUCCCUCCUCUGUCACUCCCUCCUCUGUCUCUCCUCCCUCCUCUGUCUCUCCCUCCUCUGUCUCUCCCUCCUCUGUCUCUGUGUCUUAGAUAUUGAUGAAUGUCAUAUCUCUCCGGACCUGUGUGGCCACGGCACCUGCGUGAACACCCCUGGCAGCUUCGAGUGUGAAUGCUUCGAGGGCUACGAAAGUGGCUUCAUGAUGAUGAAGAACUGCAUGGGUGAGUCACACACACAAACACAGACACACACUGCUCUCCAGCUGACAGGAGAGUGGGAGAAUUUCCUCACAGAUCCUCUGUGCAAGUCAUUUUUGACAGCUGACCUCAUUGCACUCUCUCCCUCUCUUCCUCCCCCUCUCCCCUGCAGAUAUUGAUGAAUGUGAGCGGAACCCUCUGCUGUGUCGAGGAGGCGCCUGUCUGAACACAGAGGGGAGUUACGAGUGUGAAUGUCCACCCGGACACCAGCUUAGUCCCGAUGGUUCCUCCUGCGAAGGUAGGUCAUAUAUCCAUCCACAGUGCACACUAUACAUUUCACACACACACACACACACACACACCUAGAAUAUGAGACACUUACACCACCGUAAAAAAAAUAUAAAGUUACAUCAUCCCAAAGUCAUCUGGAAUGCAUUUUCAAGUUAACCAGACAUUAACCUCCAUAACGGUAAUCUCAAGGUAUUCUACUACUUUCUAUGUUGUCUACUGUGGAAGCUAGUUUCUUUGAUUUAAGCUGACUGUCAUGUUCUCUUUGUGUGUUUCCAGAUGUGAACGAGUGCCAGCUGAGUGACAACCUGUGUAAGAAUGGCCACUGUGUCAACAUGGUGGGGAACUACCAGUGCUCCUGUGACACGGGCUACCAGGUUACACCAGACAGACAGGGCUGUGUGGGUGAGUGAGCACUGACUGAGACAUGUCAUCAUUUGUCUUUUGGGGAGGCGGUUGGGGGGGGGGGGGGGGGGGGGGGGGGGGGGGGGGGGGGGGGGAAUUACCAUUCUUCAGUGUACGGUAAUACCUUACAUAAGUUUACAAAAAUAAUCAACAACAGACUUUGCAGAUCACGUCAAAACAUUUUGUCAUAUCAGAAAAGGCAAUGUUUGAGUUUCUGUUUGUGUGUGUGUCUAUACUUACCUGUAACCCGUCUGAUUGCAGAUAUUGAUGAGUGUACCAUUAUGAACGGAGGCUGUGACACACACUGUACCAACUCAGAGGGCAGCUACGAGUGCAGCUGUAGUGAGGGAUACGCUCUCAUGCCUGACCUCAGGACCUGCGCUGGUAUGUCACUGGGAUACACACACAUGCAUGCACACACAUACACAUACACACACUCAUGGAAAAAAUACAUGUUAACACUCACUCUGUCACACCCUGUGUAGAUAUUGAUGAGUGUGAGGACACCCCUGAUAUCUGUGAUGGAGGCCAGUGCACCAACAUCCCUGGAGAGUACCGCUGUCUCUGCUAUGACGGAUUCAUGGCCUCCAUGGACAUGAGGACCUGCAUCGGUGAGACUAUUCUCUUUCUCUCCCAUCUCUCUCUCUCUCUCUCUCUCUCUCUCUCUCUCUCUCUCUCUCUCUCUCUCUCUCUCUCUCUCUCUCUCUCUCUCUCUCUCCACCUCUCUCUCUCUCUCUCCACCUCUCUCUCUCUCUACCUCUCUGUUUCUCUCUCUUUUCCUAUUUCUCUCACUCCCCACCUCUCUCUCUGUCUCUCUCUCUGUCUCGCUCUCUCUCUUUGACCCUGUUAGACAUCAAUUGUUAGACAUUUUACUCCACUGUCCCCUCUCCAAGACCAGUUAACUCAUGUUCCUCUGUGUGUGUUCCUGUCUGUGUGUCCAGAUGUGAAUGAGUGUGAGCUGAACCCUAACAUCUGUCUACAUGGGGACUGUGAGAACACCAAGGGAUCCUUCAUCUGUCACUGCCAGCUGGGUUACUUUGUUAAGAAGGGCUCCACCGGCUGCACAGGUACAGUACACACACACACACACACACACACACACACACACACACACACGCACACACACACACAGCACCAUGGGCUACACACACAUAAUUGUAGUAACAGCAAGGUUAUUACUGUAAAACACUAUCUUAGUUAUGACGCUGUCAUAAAGCUUUGGACAUGUUUAACUUCCAUGGAUAAUGUAUGAGUUAUAAACCAGAUUACAGACUAUAAGGUAUAAACCAGAGUACACACUAUAAGGUAUAAACCAGAUUACAGACUAUAAGGUAUAAACCAGAGUACAGACUAUAAGGUAUAAACCAGAGUACAGACUAUAAGGUAUAAACCAGAGUACACACUAUAAGGUGUAAACCAGAUUACAGACUAUAAGGUAUAAAUCAGAGUACACACUAUAAGGUGUAAACCAGGGUACAGACUAUACGGUAUAAACAAGAGUACAGACAAUAGGGUAUAAACCAGAGUACAGACUAUAGGUUAUAAACCAGAGUACAGACUAUAGGUUAUAAACCAGAGUACAGACUAUAGGGUAUAAACCAGAGUACAGACUAUAGGGUAUAAACCAGAGUACAGACUAUAGGGUAUAAACCAGAGUACAGACUAUAGGGUAUAAACCAGAGUACAGACUAUAGGGUAUAAACCAGAGUACAGACUAUAAGGUAUAAACCAGAGUACAGACUAUAAUGUAUAAACCAGAGUACAGACUAUAGGGUAUAAACCAGAGUACAGACAGAAGGAGAGAGGAACUAAAAUGUUAUGUCUUGUCCUGUAUUGAUCUCUCUUAUUUCUUCCAGAUAUUGAUGAAUGUGAGAUUGGGGCUCACAACUGUGACAUGCAUGCUGCCUGUCUCAACGUUCCCGGGAGCUUCAAGUGUCGCUGUCGUGAUGGCUGGGUGGGAGACGGCAUCAAGUGUGUGGGUGAGUACACUAUAGUGCUGGGCUGGAACAAAACCCUGUUGAUCCUCUGUUCAGCUCUCUAUGACCAGGGGAUGUGACCACUAGGCAGCAGAUAGCUUAGCAGUUAGAGCGUUGGGCCAGUAACUGAAAGGUUGCUAGUUCGAAUCCCAGAGGCGACAAGGUGAAAAAUAUGCAGAUGUGCCCUUGAGGAAGGCACUUAACCCUAAUUGCUCCAGGUUCUCCAUUGAUAAUGGCUGACUGUGACCACUCUCUUCUCUCUCCCCAUAGACGUGGAUGAGUGUUCCACUGAGGAGCACAACUGUAAUCUCAACGCAGACUGUGUCAACACCCCUGGCUCUUACCGCUGUGCCUGCAAGGAGGGCUUCAACGGGGAUGGCUUCUCCUGCUCAGAUAUGGAUGAGUGUGCUGACAACGUGAACCUGUGUGAGAACGGCCAGUGUCUGAACGCUCCAGGGGGCUACCGCUGUGAAUGUGAGAUGGGCUUCACCCCCACCGAGGACAGCAAGGCCUGCCAGGGUUAGAAUAACACACUUUCUUUUUCACCCUGUGAUUCCUUUCAUUUUUAUCACCAUAGAUCCUGACUGAUCCUCUCUGUGUUUUCCAUCUGUAGAUAUCGACGAAUGUAACUUCCAGAACAUCUGUGUGUUUGGAACGUGUCAGAAUCUACCGGGGAUGUUCAGGUGUGUGUGUGACGACGGCUACGAACUGGACCGCAGUGGAGGAAACUGCACUGGUGAGCAACACACACCCUCUACCACACACUGAGAACUCUGCCACGGCAUCACUCCGUACCAACUCAAUCCGGCAACCCUCAUAUUUCUCCAUCAAUUUGGACUUUCUAUUCCCUCGCUGUACCUCUCAAUCUCAGGAAUGCAGCCGCAGCAAGUCUGUGAGAUUAACAAGGCUCUUUCUGCUUUCUCAAGUCCUCUCACAGUCUGAAAGCAUAGCUUUCAUCAAGUGUAUGUCUCGUGUUAAAGUGUUUGUGUGUGGCUCUAUGUGUGUUAGUUAGUGUUGGUCAUAAAGUGUGUGUUUCUGGCUCUGUGUGUGUUCCAGACAUUAACGAAUGUGCGGACCCUGUGAACUGCAUCAACGGCUUGUGUGUGAACACACCAGGAAGCUACCUGUGUAACUGUCCUCCUGACUUCGAGCUCAACCCUACUGGAGUGGGCUGUGUGGGUAAGUACUGGACACCUGGCAUUAGAGCAAUGCUAAUAUCUCGUAGCCAUGGAGAUGAAGACACCUCAGCCAAUGAAUGAUUGGCAGGAAGUGUUGAUGGGUGUAAGUGUAACAAUAGUUUAUUUCCCUCAUCUCAGACACGCGAGUGGGCAACUGUUUCCUAGAUACGUUGGCGCGUGGCGACGGGGGCAUCUCCUGCAGUGCUGAGAUCGGCGUGGGCGUCACCCGCGCCUCCUGCUGCUGCUCCCUGGGAGGAGCCUGGGGAAACCCCUGUGAACUCUGCCCCCCCAUCAACUCCAGUACGUACAAUAAAGCUUGGUCGAACCAAAACAUGACAGACAUUUUCUUUUUGAAAAAAAAGAUCUGAGCUAAUCUUGCCCAAUUCCACUUAUGUUUUUGAGGAAUAUGUUGUCCUAGAUUGAUGUUUUGGGGUCUUUUUUUGUCUGUAGCGGAGUACAAGACACUGUGUCCCGGAGGAGAGGGCUUCAGACCCAACCCCAUCACUGUCAUCCUGGAAGGUAACACAUCCUCUCUGUCCUAUUCUUCUACUUGUCCUGAUCUUAUUAUUCAUCUUGUAUGUCACCAACAAACGAAAACAGGGCUCUCUGAGCUCGAGACUCUCGAGUAGCUUAAGUAGGAGAGAUGAAGUAGCAGGAGGAGAUGAGAGAGAAUAGAGGGAGAGAGAGAGAGAGCGAGAGAGCGAGCGAGAGAGAGAGGAGCGAGAGAGAGAGAUCUCUCUCUCUCUCUCGCUUCUCUCUCUCUCUCUCUCUCUCUCUCUCCUCUCUGUCUCUGUCUAUCUCUCUAUCUAUCUCUCUCUCUCUCUCUCUCUCUUCUCUCGCUCUCUCUCUCUCUAUUCUCUCUCUUCUCUCUCGCUCUCCUCUCUCUCUCUCACUAGACAUUGAUGAGUGUCAGGAGCUGCCAGGCCUGUGCCAGGGUGGUAACUGUGUCAACACCUUCGGCAGCUUCCAGUGCGAGUGCCCUGCAGGCUACUACCUCAACGAGGAGACACGCAUCUGCGAGGGUAAGAGGGCAAAGGUCGCAGAGGGGUCAGAUGUCAAUACUAUCUGUAAGAGGGGUAGCUGUUAUGUCUGUACUGUCAGUAAGUGGGGUACUUAUUCAGUACUGUUCUGUUAGAUUGGUAUUAUAUUAGUACUGUGUGUAACCAUGUGUAUUCUCUGUGUGUGUCUAGAUAUUGAUGAGUGCACAGCACACAUUGGAAUCUGUGGUCCUGGUACCUGCUACAACACCUUGGGGAACUACACCUGUGUGUGUCCUCCUGAGUACAUGCAGGUCAACGGAGGAAACAACUGCAUGGGUGAGUCAGACCACACUGGGUGGUGCAUAUACUGUAUGUAUGUAAAUAAACAGUUUACUAAUGGUUUACAAACUAUAAUGGAUUCUAAACAGUUAUUGAGUUGUGUAUUUAUGGUGAGUCAUUCUCUACCCCCUCUCUGACAUCAUAGACAUGAGGAAGAGCGUGUGUUACCGCAAUUUCAAUGACACGUGUGAGAAUGAGCUGUCGUUCAACAUGACCAAGAAGAUGUGCUGCUGUGCCUACAAUGUGGGCAGGGCCUGGAACAAGCCCUGUGAAGCCUGCCCUACCCCUGCCACCUGUGAGUUGGCACAAAAGACACUCACACACACACACUAUCUCCAGCACUUUCAAUACAGCCCCUUAAUAUGUUCUUAAUAUGUUCUUGGUGCAUAAGUUCACUCAGUUGUUUUGUCCUCUCCCCCACAGCGGAGUACCAGUUACUGUGUGGGAACCAGGCUCCUGGGUUCAUCAUAGACAUCCACACGGGCAAGCCCAUCGGUAAGGUUGUUAGGUCAAAUAGGUCAUAAUGGCCUACUGCUUGCUCAACACAUAAACUGAUCUAUAUUGGCAUCAUUAUUGUAAUUAUAUGGUACCACCAUGUCUGUGUCUAUUGUAAAUCGUGCUUUUCAAGACUUAGUCGAGUAGAAAGUGGCUUUGUGAGUGAAAGAGUCGCUAACAUAGCAUGAUGUUUCUGUAUUGUUCUGUAGAUAUUGAUGAGUGUCGAGAGAUCCCGGGGAUAUGUGCCAACGGAGUGUGUAUCAACCAGAUAGGAAGCUUCCGAUGUGAAUGUCCCAUGGGUUUCAGUUAUAACAAUAUACUGCUCAUCUGUGAAGGUAAGGCUCGGACACACACGCAACUACACACACACAUACUCACACUCAGUCUAUAUAUAAUCUCUGACACUCUCACAUAAAACAAUCACUUACAGUCAUUUAGCAGACACUCUUAUCCAGAGCGACUUACAGGAGCAAUUUGGGUUAAGUGCCUUGCUCAAGGACAGAUUUUUCACCUAGUCGGCUUUUCAGUUACUGGCCAAAUGCUCUUAACUGCUAGGCUACCUGCCACUUAAGAAGCACUCCUGAUCAGCAGACUUAAUGCUGCUCUCUCCUACAUUUAAUUAUCCUUGCUUGUAAAGACAGACAGCAGAGUAUACUGGCCCUGUAGGAGCCUAGUGCCAGGGUCUGCCAGUCCAGGGGACUUAAAUCACCCUAAAGCAGAGAUGCACUGAACCCCAGCCAGCCUGGCACUGUUCUGUUUGGUCCUCCUCAGCCUCUGUAUUACCUCACACUGGGUUUUUACUAGACGGUUAUGACCACUGUGACUGAUGUUCACUGCCCGCUCUUGUUUUUCUUCCCUCCAGAUAUUGACGAGUGUAACAGCGGAGACAACCUGUGCCAACGCAACGCCAACUGUAUCAACAUCCCAGGGAGCUACCGCUGCGAGUGCUCACCAGGCUUCAGGCUGUCCCCCAGCGGGGCCUGCGUGGGUGAGUCCAGACUCUGUGCCCAGGGGCAGCAGGGAUUUACCAUCUCAGAACAAUAGGGGGUUGGCGGGAUUAUGUUAAUGGUUUAUAAGUAAAGCGUACUACAGUGAGUUUCUCUGUUGAGAGGUAAUUGUACGAGAGUUAGAUGGUUUAUUAGUCAAUGGGAAAACACACAGAUGAUCGAUAUGUGGGUCGUUCCACCAGUUCGGUGCCUUUUGAGAAGUGUGACUUUGUCAGAAAAAAUGUUUGAUUUCACCUCAUUUUAACAUUCUGUAAUAAAGAACACAUGUUAAAAUGAAAAAGGUUAUACGAGUUGAAAAUGGCAGAUUUUGUCAUCGAUAAGCACCUUAAUUGGAAUGCAGUGGCUGUACAGUAACAUGCUAUACAUGACGUCAGAGCUCAGGUUCUCCGCUUUACAGCGCUGUAUUGGUUUUGACUGACAGCCGUUAUUACCUUGAGCACCUGACGCGACAAGAAUAUUUCCCCCAUUCCUCCCGCUAAUUGGGCUACUUUUGCCCAUUUGUUGUUGUCUGAGUGAGGGAAAUGCUGUAAAUCGAGAGGAGUUGAUGUGAUCUGAAAGAUUAGACGUUGAGGAUUAUAAUAAAUACAGCUUUGAUGUCAUACAAGUAAACCACACACCAAUGAGUCCAAAUGUGCACUUCACACAUUUCCAUAUUUGAAAACUUGUGUCAUUUACAGUAUCAACGUUUAUGAUCGCUAUGUUUGAUCCACAGUUACAAGGAUGACAUGCGUUAUACCCUGGGUUGUCCUGAACAUAUUAAGCCUAUGUUUGUCAUAUCGUGAACAAAAUUUACAGAGGAACACACACUUGAAUGCACUCAUGACUCCAUUCUAUGCGUACCAAAAUUGUUGAUUUUUGAAAGCCUAACACUAUAAUAUCGUAUUUUAUACCUUAGAUAGUCAUGUUUUCAAUAGAAUAACCUUUCAAAUUAUGCCCACCUGACCCAGAUUGCGAUUUAUAAUGGACUGUUUUUGGAUUGCGUAAACAACAACAGUAAUUGUGUGAUGGUGGGGAUGCAGGGCUGUGUUCCAAACAAAAAACUACAAGUGUGCUUGCUUCAGUUCCUCAAUGGCAAAGCUAGGAGAGCUCAAAAAAGCCCCUUUAUAGUUGAAGGCUCUUUCCUUGAGUCAUACAAGUGCUUUGAAAUUACUUAGGAACUGUGCACAGUUUGGAGAGGUGUGUGGACACUUGGAGACACCAGUUAGAUAUCUCACUCAAAAAUAUACUUAUUAUGUUACUGAAUGGACAGUAUCCAGAGUACGUUAUUGACAAAUGCUGUGAGAAGUACAGUAAAUGUGAAAUGCGCAUAAAAUCAAGAGUGUAAUGUUUGGAUUCAGUCUUGUUUAAGGUGAACUGUUGUGUCCUCACCUUUGGUCUGUUAAUUUCCCAUAAUCUCCAAAGUGUUCUCUUUUAAUUGCUACCAUGGUCAUGCUUUUUAUAGUUCUUCUGUUAAAAACAUUUCAGUUUGGCCCUAUCCAUAAAGGACAAUUUCCACACAUGUAAGGGGUUAAGUGCCAGAUAAAGUACAAGGGGUUUGUCGGGAAGCGUGAAUUUGCCCGAGGUGUGGAAAUGAUGGAUACAAGGAUAAGGUCAACAACUUCUAUAUUUAAAGGUUUAUUAAACAAAAAUAAUGUGCAGCAUAGAGGGAGACUAACACGUUCCUUCACAGCCACGUACCAAUCUGCCCCACAUCCUCAAGGGCAGGCAGGCAUAAAUAGUCUUGCUUAUCUGUUCGUUCCCCAAGUGUUCCGGGCCCCUGAUCAAAACAUUUAAUCAAGGUUGUCGAGAGCACUUGGGUCAGAGUGAGCCUUAUACUAGAUGUCUCGAUCAUUUGAAACCAUCGAUGGCUGAAUUUACAGCCAUUGACCCUUGGCAUCAGGGAGGUCACCUAGAGGUCACCUAGGAUACCAAGUUCUGCUUUAUGGUGACUCCUAACCUCUUGGAAGUCACUCAGGGGCUGAGUUCAGAUUUAAGGGGGGCCAAGAAUGUAGAUCUUAACAGGUUGACCGUAACAGGGUUGAGGAUUAUUUGAUCUUAAAUCCGCCAUAAAUCCCCUUGUGACAGGGGGAAUGGAAGCUUGUUGUGUGCAACAGGGAGUGGCUAUUGAAUUCAAGCUUUCCACCAUUUUUUUUUAUUGCUAAAACAUUUCUAGCCUGUCUAUCGAUGAGUAACAGGGUUGACAUGUUAUGCUCGACCCGCUCAGUUUUACACCACAAAACAACAGAAAAUGAGCAAAAAGAAUCAAACCAGCUCACCUGCUUUUACACUAUGAUUUUACUAUUAGGGUCUCUAUUUUCAGCUGGCGUUAAGCCAGCACAAUUGUCAAACGCACACUAGUUUGCAAUUUCAACCUGUUUAUGCUGGCGCUUUUCUGUAUUCGAACCCUUGCGCCAGGAUUGGUAAUUUACCUGUCUUAUAUGAGCUUGCUUGAGCUGAGGUGUGAGGGGUGGCAAUAUCUGAGUUGUGUCCUUAAAAACGUGCCAAAGUGCCAAUUUCAGGCAGCGCUGUUGGGGAUAUUUAAGACCAACCAAAAGCUGGUCUUAGCGGUAACCCAGUUGGUUAUGGCAUGGAUUUUGACAGCGGAAGCGCAGCCUAUCCAGCCGUGAUGCACAGUACCCAUAUGCACAUGGAACAAGAGAGAUUUGCUUUUAGUGCCCGUAAACCUGGUAUUAAGAAACAUAAAAAACAAAUGUUUUCUUUCCAAUUUCAUUUGAUAAAAAAAAAAAAACAUAGCCUCCCUUCCUGUCAAUGAAGGCAGUUUUUUUUUUCUGCCCAAUGCAUUCGCCAAGUAGUCAACACUAUCAUAAAGGGUUUAGCUCAUGAGACUGCUUUGAAACUAAUCUUAAUCACCUAUGCUUUAAUCACCAAAGAUCAAGUUUGGGAGCAUCCCCUUUUAAUAAACUGUAUCAAUCCACAAUGGACUAGGAAGGUAAUAUUCGGUGCCCCCAUGCAGACAAAAUGGAGUUGAUGACAACACAAAGACCGUCAAUAACCUACAGAACUUGAGACAACGGCAUGCAGUAUUAAGCCGUGAAACGUGUUGAUUGGCCAGUGAGUGGGCAAGCCCUCGUCACACCUAUAAUUUAUUUAUUCUUAAAAACACAGCCCUUUCGCGUCACCGCCAGCUAUUGCGCUCAUAAUUCCUGCAGUGAAAAUAGCACAAAUAUUUCUGACACCCUGGGACCUAUAGCCCUAUCGCCAGAGCUUAGAUUUAGCAUUGGGUUAGGUUUGUUAAAAUAGAGCAUUAAAUGUCCAAUGUUCCUUUUGAAGAAAAAAAUAUAUAUGAAUUGUUUCACCAUAUUAAAAUGAGAGUUUAGUGCACGUAACAGGGUUGACCUUAAAAUGAGGGACAGAUGUAAAUUAAUCACAUGAAAUAAAGAAUUAUCUUCAGAAAUGACUUUGUCAAAGCAACAAAAUAACUAGGGAUUUACAAUGAUGGUGAAAACUUGGAGAAAUGUUGGGGUUAAGCGGAUUAGAAUCUUCCUAGUCUUUGUUCAUAUAAAAAAAACAGAUUUAUUGAAUUCUCCAUGUGGUCUAUAUUAAAGGGAGCUUCAAUUAAUAUAACAGGCUUUUAAAAUUCAAUAUUGGUGCACAAUUUCUACUUAAAAUAUCAAAGGGCACUCUUUUCGUGGAACGUCUAUUAGUUAAUGCUGGAGCUGCCUUCUUGGCCUGGUCUCCCUUGGAAAACAGAUUAUUGAUCUCCAUGGAACUUCCUAGUUCGAUCAUUUAUUACAAAUGAACUAAAAAGUGUGUAUGAUGUAUGAAUCAAUGAAUGUUCUCUCCCUGUGUGUGUAGACCGUAACGAGUGCCAGGAGAUCCCUAACGUGUGUAGCCACGGAGAGUGUAUAGACACCCAGGGCAGCUACCGCUGUCUCUGUCACAACGGAUUCAAGGCUACCGCCGACCAGACCAUGUGCAUGGGUGAGUAAAGAAUCCCAGUGAACUCAAUAGACUUACAAUAGCAGACACAGUAUAUGAUCUAUAGUUUGGUUUCAAUCAACUCACCUCAGUCUCACCUGGUCCUCACCCCCUGGUCUCUCUCCAUCUCAGAUAUUGAUGAGUGUGACAGACAGCCGUGUGGGAACGGAACCUGUAAGAACACAGUGGGCUCCUACAACUGUCUCUGCUUCCCUGGCUUCGAGCUCACGCACAACAAUGACUGCAUGGGUACGUACUCGAUCACAUCCCAACGCACAUCUUGGAAAAUAAUUAUAUUACCAACCUUUAGGAGUAAUUCAGGCUAAAUGUUAAAAGGAACACUUUCAAUUGUGUAAUGAAGAAAUGUUUCAAGCAUAUUUUGAAUGAUAAGAUGAAAACGAACUAUCUCUAUCCACUUUCCAGACAUUGAUGAGUGCAGUGCGUUGGUGGGUCAGGUGUGUAGGAAUGGCCAGUGUAUCAACGGCCUGGGCUCCUUCCAGUGUCUCUGUCAGGAAGGCUACGAACUCACCCUAGACGGAAAGAACUGUGUUGGUAAGUUAAGUCAACUUCCAGGCAGACUAGGGGAAGAAAUACAUAUUGUAUGUCAAAUACUUUCAAAUACUUGACCCACGCUUGAUUUAGUUUGCCCUGUACAAUGGAACCAAUGGAAUAGUCAGAAAAGUGCAAACUCCAAGCUAAAUCAAGUAUUUGGAAUGUUUUAAUGUAUGUCUGAUCUGGACUUGGUGUGUGUGAACUGUAGUGUAUUUCUAGUGAGGAGUGUACUGCUGUCAUUUGUCAGAUAUCAAUGAGUGUGUGAGUCUUCCUGGGACCUGCUCUCCUGGAACCUGUCAGAACCUGGACGGAUCCUUCCGCUGUAUCUGCCCCAUUGGAUACGAGGUCCAGAACGACCAGUGUAUAGGUAGGAGUCUCCUUCACACACACACUGGACCAUUGGAGGUGAAAGAGAUCAUUAACAUUGACGCAAUUACGUACACACACACACACACUGGACCACCACAAAGAACAUGACUUCAUCACUUCUAUACAUACUGAUCCCACCUGCUCACACAGCUAGAGUCAGAAUACGCCCAAACCUACACAUCAGGGUGUCAAUGACCUGCAGCGACCACGCCAUCUGGCCCAACACACACAAACACCACACUGUGUAACGGCCUUAUAGCCACAUUUAUACACCCAUACACCAUCUGUCCUUGGAGUUUGAAACUCAUCCCCUCUCCCUCCUGUCAUCCUUCUUCUCCUCCCUCCCUGUCUCUCUCCUCCCAGAUAUCAACGAGUGUGAGGUGGAGCCCAAUAUCUGCCAGUUUGGCACAUGCACCAACACCCCAGGAAGCUUCCAGUGUAUCUGCCAGAAUGGCUUCGUUCUGUCUGACAACGGACGCCGCUGCUUUGGUGAGGGAGAAAACCCUCCAAGUAGUCACUAGAUGCCCAUGUUAGCGAGUACAAUUGUGGAAAUAUAGUCUCAGAAUUCUGUCCUUUCUAGUGUGGCCAAAAAGUAAUAACCUUUUGAGUACUGUCUCAGACCCAUUGGUGGUAGUCUAUUGUCUACUCUCCCCCUGACUUGGUUGUUUCCAACCCCUGCAGAUACCAGAGAGAGCUUCUGCUUCACCCGCUUUGAGUCUGGCAAGUGUUCUGUGCCCAAAGCCUUCAACACCACCAAGGCCAAGUGCUGCUGCAGCAAGAUGCCAGGCGAGGGCUGGGGGGACCCCUGCGAGCUGUGCCCACGCGAGAGCGAGGGUGAGUCACACACAUGACAUGUUCCACACACACACACAAACACACAGUACUUUUCCAUUCAUUGUAGUGAUAAUAAUGCAUUCUUCAACUCAAGCCAGUUGAUAAGAGCUAAACCAAAAUGAUCCUGUCUUGUUAUCAGUGUGCGUAGAUCUAACCUCUGACCUCUGUCUCCUUGUGUCUCCAGCGGCCUUUGACAGCCUGUGUCCCUAUGGCCAUGGAGCCCUGCCUGGACUAGGGGACGCCCGUGAGGGUGAGUGACAAGUGACACGACUGGGCCAACCGCAGACAUACCCACCCCUCAACUGCAUCAGCUCUUUGAUGACCCGAUGUCAAAACUCUCUAGUCAAUAAAGUGUCCUUAUCUGUCUUUCUGUAGAUAUGAAUGAGUGUCUGGACAACCCAGGCAUCUGUCAGAACGGUGUCUGUAUCAACACGGACGGAUCGUUCCGCUGCGAGUGUCCAUUCGGCUACAACCUGGACUACACCGGGGUCAACUGUGUUGGUGAGUUGACCCCUGACCCCUAUUGGUGAUGCUGAUGAUUUUUUAAAAUCUUUAUUUUAGCAGGGAGUCCCAUUGAGACCAAUGUCUCUUUUACAAGGGAUCCCUGCAUAUACACAAUUUACAAAUACAACAUAAUAAAAAUAUAAAAAAUUACAAAAUACACUCAAGAGAAACAAUCACAUUCCUCAGCAAAGAGGUCCCCAAUCAACAAUUUGAACUGCCCGAGAGGCACCGGUACAUCUAGUUGUAAGGAACUCUGUAGAUUGAUCCAUACAUGGGGAUGCAAAAAACUAAAAGCUGAUUUACCUAACUCAGUAGAGACCGAAGAGGUCUCCAGAGUCAGCCAUCCCUGAGACCAGGUAUGGUCUCAGGGAGCAAUGAAUCGACCUACGUGACUUCGAAGAGGGCCAGCCUACUUUCAUGUAUAGAAUGCAGUGAUGUGUACUGAACCUGACACCCGUAAUAAAGCGUAAUGCGCUAUGAUAAACAGCAUCUAACGGCUUUAAUGUAGUGGGAGCUGCAUUCAUAUAGAUGAUGUCGCCACAGUCUAGAACCAGGAAGAACGUCGACUGAAUCAUUUGCUUUCUGCUAUUUAACGAGAGGCAUGACCUUUUUCUAUAAAGGAAGCCCAUUUUUGUUCUCAACUUAAUAACUAACUCAUCAAUAUGCUUUUUAAAAGACAGCUUUUCGUCUAUCCAGAUGACCAGAUAUUGAUAAGCAGGGACACGAUCAAUGUAGGCACCAUCCAAAGUACAUAUGUCUAAAUCAUCAGAUACAUUUUUAAGUGUUCUGGAAAACAACAUACACUUGGUUUUAUCUGCAUUCAGCACCAAUUUCAGUUCAACAAAGAUUUUCUGUAAAGCAAUGAAUGCAGACUGUAGCUCAGAAAGAACCUGGUCAACCGUGGGAGCAUCGGCUUACACAACAGUGGCAUCAGCAUACAAGUGCAGGUUACAAUUUUUUACAGAUAAACCGAUGAGGAUGAUGAUUACAUUGACUGUCCUUCAUUCAAAAGGACAUUCUUGGCAGAGGUCAUAACAUUACCGCCCUCCCCCCUCUGUCUCCCCUUCCCACCUCUUCCUCCCCCCUCCCUCCCCCACCCCAGACACUGAUGAGUGCUCUAUAGGGAACCCGUGUGGUAACGGGACCUGUACUAACGUGUUGGGAGGCUUCGAGUGCUCCUGUCAUGAAGGCUUCGAACCCGGACCUAUGAUGACCUGUGAAGGUAUGUGACAUCAUAUGAAUACUCACCUUUCACAUUUCACCUAACUUUACACAUGGAAAAGUACAAAUGCUUAUGAUGAUAUACCAUCAGAUUCUACAAUUUGUCUUGUAUAAUAGAAUGUACUCAUCUCUCUCUCUCUCUCCCUCUCUCCCUCUCAUUCUCUCUCUCUCUCCCUCUUUCUCUCUCCCCAGAUAUCAACGAAUGUUCUCUGAACCCCCUGCUGUGUGCCUUCCGCUGUGUCAACACCUUUGGUUCCUACGAGUGCAUGUGUCCCUCGGGCUAUGUGCUGCGAGACGACCUCCGCAUGUGCAGAGGUGAGGGGACACCAUAAACUACCUCCACACAGGAGUCUCUCUCUCUCUCUCUCUCUCUCUCUCUCUCUCUCUCUCUCUCUCUCUCUCUCUCUCUCUCUGCGCUGAGCGAUUAGUGCUUUUUGAGGUCGGUUCGGUUUUUGUUUGAUUAUUUAAAAGAUUAUCACGGUUUUCGAUUUCAGUUUCGCUAAUAUUUUUUUACAUUAAAUGCACUAUGCAUUAUGUGUGUUGAAUGCUGUAACGACACAGAAUUCAACUAUUAAUAAAAGUCCCAUGCUGGUAGUGAAUGCCCAUUUCUGCUUAUCACUUAUUAACCAUCAUUUAAUCACAUUAUUUAAUACAGUAUGUCAGUUGUUGUGUAUAUUACAUUAGUUUCAUUUGAUGACUAUUAUUUCAUUCCACGUUUUCUGAGCUAAACUAUGUAGAAUAUUGGCAUGUUGGAAAAUACAACUCCCUACUACAUCGCACAGUUUGGGCUUGAUCUGAUUUAUCUGAUUUAGAGAAAACUGCGCAUUGAGCUCAGAAAACCCCCGAACAAAAUGGAAUACAAAUAAUUGAAAAAUCUAAUCGCUCAGCACUACUCUCUCUGCAGGAGCUUUUUCUCUCUCUUUCUCUCACCUCUCUCCUUCCAUCUCGCUCUCUCUCUCUCCCUUUAUCAGUAGUCAUAUGGAAACACUCAGGAAGACGAAACCAUGUGGGGUAGCUAUUAUACAGCUGUGGUAGAGUGAAGUCAUAAAUUCACCAGGAUGGUUUUAUAUGGUCAUGUUUUAGAGAUGGCAGUUUUACAGUGAACUGGGCUGGAUUCUGAAAAUAAUUUACAGUAGAAUCUUUUUUGUCAUUCAUCUGUUUUAGUAAUGAGUUUUUUCCUCCUUCUUAUCAUUACCAGUAGCCAAGCCAUAUUGGUUUAUUGUUCUUUAAACCUUUACUCUUCUCUCUCUCUCUCUCUCUCUCUCUCUCUUCUCUCUCUCUCUCCUCUAUCUCUCUCUCUCUCUCUCUCUCUCUCUCUCUCUCUCUCUCUCUCUCUCUCUCUCUCUCUCGCUUCUCUCUCUCUCUAUCGUCUCUCUCUCUCUCUCUCUCUCUCUCUCUCUCUCUCUCUCUCUCUCAAUUCAAUUCAAUUCAAUUUCAAUUCGCUUUAUUGGCAUGACGUAACAAUGUACAUAUUGCCAAAGCUUACUUUGGAUAUUUACAAUAUAAAAAAUAAAUAAAAAUGAGAAUCAAAAUUGUCAACGGGACAACAGUAACAACAAUAACCAACGGUCAAUAUAACCAUACAUUCAACAAUAACAAUAAUCAUACAGUGAGGACAUGUGCAGGUUUAUUGGUCUGUCAGACACUGUCCCUCAACUUAUGGCAGGCAGCAAUGUAGUGCGCUGCCAACCCAACAGCUCUCUGCGUCCUCCCCCAACAGGAUGGGUAGCCUAUCCUCAUCAGAGAGGUCUUUAAAACCUUGAAUAAGGAUUUCAAAUUUGGGGAAAUGACACUCUCUAAUUGUUUUAUAUUUUUGACAUUUUGUCAGGAAAUGCAGCUCCGUCUCAGGUUCUGCUGUUGUGCAGUGGUUGCACAGCCUUUCCUCUACAGGGAGCCAGGUUUUCCUGUGUCUACCCUUCUCAAUGGCAAGGCUGUGCUCACUGAGCCUGUACUUUGUCAAGGUUUUUCUAAGGUUUUGAUCAGUAACCAUGGUCAAAUAUUUAGCCAUAGUGUACUGUCGAUUUAGGGCCAGAUAGCACUGCAUUUUGCUUUGUGUUUGUGCUUGUGUUUCCCAAUAAGCAAUGUAGUUUGUUUUGACUGUGUUGUAAUUUGGUUUAUUCUGAUUGAUUGGAUGUUCUGGUCCUGAGGCUUCAGUGUGUUAGUAGAACAGGUUUGUGAACUCAGCCCCAGGACCAGCUGGAUGAGGGGACUCUUUUCUUUGCUCAGCUCUUGGCAUUGCAGGGCUUGGUAAUGAUAUGAGAGGGGGUCACUGUAUUUUAGAUGUUUCCAAAACUUAAUUGCUCUUUUUGAGUUUUUAUUAUUAGUGGAUAUUGGCCUAAUUCUGCCCUGCAUGCAUUGUUUGUAGUUUUCCUCUGGACACGUAGGAGAAUCUUACAGAACUCUGCAUGUAGGGUUUCAAUGGGGUGUUUGUCCCAUUUGAUGAAAUCUUGUUUUUGCAAGUGGACCCCACACCUCGCUGCCAUAAAGUGCAAUUGGUUCAAUGACAUAUUCAAUUAGUUUUAGCCAAAUUUUAAUAGUAUUUCAAUUUGAAUUUGCUUUUUAAUGGCGUAGAAUGGCCCUGCGUGCUUUCUCUCUCAGUUCAUUCACUGCCUCAUUAAGGUGUCCAGUUGAGCUUAUUUUUAAACCUAAGUAAUUGUAGUGUGUACAGUACUCUAUAUAUUUUGUACCAAUUGAGAACUUUGGUCUAAUUCCCUGAGAUCUGGAUCUUCUCUGGAAAAUCAUUAUUUUAGUCUUUUUGGGGUUUACUGCCAGGGCCCAGGUCUGGCAGUAAUGCUCUAGCAGGUCCAGGCUCUGCUGUAGGCCAGGUGCUGUGGGUGACAGCAGGCAUAGGUCAUCUGCGAAGAGUAGGCAUUUAACUUCUGAAUUGUGGAGACUAACACCAGGGGCUGAGGAUUUUUCUAGAAUAGUGGCCAAUUCGUUAAUGUAAAUAUUGAAGAGUGCAGGGCUCAGAUUGCAACCCUGACGAAGGCCCCGCCCCUGGUUAAAGAAUUCUGUCCUUUUCUUACCAAUUUUAAUGCUGCACGUAUUGCCAGUAUACAUUGAUUUAAUUAUGUCAUAUGUUUUACCCCCUACACCACUUUCAAUAACUUUGUAGAACAGUCCUGUAUGCCAAAUAGAAUCAAAUGCUUUUUGGAAGUCGAUAAAGCAAGUGUAUAUUUUGGUAUUAUUUUGGUGGACAUGUUUAUCUAUCAGGGUGUGUAAGGUGUAAAUAUGAUCAGUUGUGCGAUGUUUUGGUAUAAAUCCAAUUUGGCUUUUACUCAAGACAUUGUGCUUAUUAAGGAAGUUUAGAAGUCUUACAUUGAUGAUACUACAGAAAACCUUCCCCAGGUUACUGUUCACACAAAUGCCUCUGUAAUUGUUAGGGUCAAAUUGUCUCCAUUCUUAAAGAUUGGGGUUAUGAGUCCUUGAUUCCAGAUGUCAGGGAAAUAACCUACACUCAGGAUCAAAUUAAACAAUUUUAAUAUAGCCAAUUGAAAUUUUGCACUAAUGAGUUUGAGCAUUUCAUUUAGGAUGCCAUCAGGUCCGCAGGCUUUUUUAAAUUUGAGAGCCUGAAGUUUCUUAUAGAGCUCCUGGUCAGUAAUUGGGGAGUCCAAUGGGUUUUGAUUGUCCUUUAUAGCUUUUUCUAAUCCAUUCAACUUCUCAUGGAUUUGGCGUUGUUCUGCGUUUGUGUCAAUUUGAACGGUGUUGUAGAGUGUUUUGAAAUGGGUUGUCCAUAUGUCACCAUUUUGUAUUGCUAAUUCCUCUUGUUUAGAUUUUUUUAGUUUUUUUCCAAUUUUGCCAAAAGUUGUUUGUGUUUAUGGACUCCUCAAUUAGUGUCAGCUGCUUGCUGUUGUACUGUGCUUUUUUGGUUCUGAGUGUACGUUUAUAGAGUUUUAGAGUCUCACAGUAAUGAAGGCGUAAUUCACCAUUAUUUGAGUCUCUGUGCUUUUGGUUGGAUAGUGUUCUAAGUUUUUUCCUUAUAAUUUUACAAUCUGCAUCAAACCAGUUGUCAUCUGUGUUUUUUUUAGUUUUGUUUUUUAUCAAUUUCAAUUGUGCUUCUUUUGCCGUUUGCCUGAAUAUAUAGUUGAUGUUUCGUACUGCUAGAUUGAUGCCUUCUUUACUGUGAGUGAAUGUGGUAUCCAGAAAGUUAUCUAAGAGUGUUUGGAUAUUUUGGUUCCAGGUUGCUUUCUGGUAUUCUUCUGUGCUGUUUUGGGCCCAUCUGUAUGAAUUUCUGAUGUUGUACAGCUUACUGGGUUGUGAAUGUGUGGUUGUUUCCAGGUCUGUUCUUUUGAGGAACAACGUAAUUUGGCUGUGAUCAGACAGAGGUGUUAGUGGCUUGACAGUGAAUGAGCUGAGAGAGAAAGGGUCCAUGUCUGUGAUCAUAUAGUCUACUGUACUGUGGCCAAGAGGUGAGCAGUAGGUGAAUCUCCCCAAAGAGUCCCCCCGUAACCUACCAUUGACAAAGUACAGACCCAGGCUUCUACAGAGCUGCAAAAGAUCCCUUCCGUUUUUGUUGACGGUGCUGUCACUGUUGUUUCUAUGGGGGAGAUUAAGAUAGUUAGAAACAGUAUGGUCUGUAAUAAAGCUGUCCCCUCGUGUGCUCGUUAGAUCAGGUAGUGUUCCUGUGCGCGCAUUUGUGUCCCCACAGAUGAGCACAUUUCCCUGGGCCUGGAAAUGGCACGUCUCUUCCUCGAGGGUGGGGAAGAUCUCCUCUGAGUAAUAUGGGGAUUCUGAGGGGGGGAUAUAUAUUGCGCAAAGGAACACAUCUUUUCCUGUCAGUACAAGUUCUUUUUUUAGUUUUAACCAAAUGUGGUAUUUGCCAAUUUUGAGGGGAUCAAUUAGAUUUUGUAGUUCGGAUUUGUACCAAAUGAUCAAUCCUCCAGAGUCUCUGCCUCUAUUGACAGAGCUGUGUUUCUGUGAUGGCACAAUGAUCUCUCUGUAGCCUGUGGGACAGUGAGUGACAACGUCAGCCUUACACCAUGUCUCCUGCAGAAUGAUGACGUCAACAUCUUUCAGAUUUUUGUUGAACUCCAGUGCUAAAACUCUUCAGACCAAAGGUUGAUGAGUUUAGACCCUGAAUGUUCCACAUGCUAACUGAUAGUGAUUUCAUGUUGCAAAAAGAAGGAGUAGCAGUCAGAAACACAGUAACGAUUAACUAAUAAGUUGUUAAGAGCGAGAUAAACAGGAUAUCAGCUAACAUUUAUUCUGUUAUUCUGUUAAAUAUUCCUAUUCAUUGAACAAGUAAAUUCUAGUACAAUAGGUGUGUGUGUGUGGUGUGUGUGUGGUGUGUGUGUGUAUGCGUCCGUGUGUGUUUAGUGCAGUUUAGUGCAGAUGUAUUGGAGGAGCUGUUUAAUCUCACUUAAUCCUACAGGGUUCUCCUGUCCUCUGACGACCUCCGCGUAGCUGCGCUGGUCCUGCUGUUGGGCCCUGUGAGGUGGAGGGGGGCCAGGUCUGGGCUGUGGGACUUCCUCUCUGGUCUGGUAGGGGUGGUGGUCUGGUGCGGGAUAAUAGGCUGGGCCCGGUCUGGUCUGGCUAAGCCGAUGGAAGUGGUGAUGCUCUGGGGGUGGGUGGGGCCUGUGGGGUGCACUGGGUCUGGUGUGGCGUUGAAGGGGCCUGGGGCUCCUUGGUGGUGCAGUGGUCUGGUAGGGGUCUCUGGGUGCUCCUCUGUCCAGUACAGCAUGGGGUGUUUGUCUACCAAGUGCUACGUCCUUUAGGGACUUGGCAAACAUCCCUACUGUCUGCUUCCUCAGGUGGGAGUGGUCGUGUAGAUGCUCUGGGGUGAUUGUUGGGUGGUGAGCAAUGUGUAUGUUCGGGAGUAGGCCACACCCUCUGGUGAUGUCAGCGUUGGCUUUCUGGAUGGUACGGGGAUGAAAGUCUUUGCGGGGCAGCAGAGUGGAGAUGGUGAUGUGGGAGUUGGGGAACCACUCAGAGGCCCUCUCUGCUACUCUGUUGACCAGGCUGCCUACUCUCUCCUGCUCCUCUCGCAGGUUGUUGGUGCCGGUGUGAAUAAUAAUGUGGCCUGGUGUGCCAAAGUCAGGCUGGGACAGGAUGUGGAGUGCAUCUUGUGUUUUUGGGCACCAUAUUUUGCGCACCUUGUGUUGGGGGAAGAGUUUAUCUUCUUGAAUGAAUUUCCCAUUUGAGUCAAUGAGGAUGGCCACCUCAGUGGGUUUUACCAGAUUGGUGCGUUUUCGGUCUGGGGCUGGAGUAGACAGGGCCUGUGUACAUGGAGGGGUGUGUGGGGGUGUGUCAGGGGGGGCCAGAGAGCUUCUCUCUGUAGUAGUUGUCUCAAUGUGGGCCUCUUUGUUGACUGGGGGUGUGGGUAAAGUGUUGUCGGUAUGGGGGGGGAUUGUGGGUAAAGGUGGGUCAGUGGGGUUGUUAGGGGUGGUGAGGGGCUGCAGCUUCUCUCUGGGAGUCUCUACAGUCUGUUCUCUCUGCUGUAGCACCCUCUUGAUGACAGACAACUCCUUUGCCAUCUCCUCCUUUACCUGCACUAGCUCUCUCCUCAUGGUGGCCUUUACCUCCUCAAGCGCUGUGGUAAGGCUCUCUCUCAGCUCCUGGACAGAGUUCUUCAGCUGGGUCCUGCACUGGUUGAUCUGGUCCUGUAGAAGCUCUGUGUCUGGGCUGGGGGUGGUGUAGCUGGGGGGCUGCUCCUUCAGCUCAGUAACCCAUACCUCUAACAGAGCCAGCCUGUCUCUCAACAGGCUGAUGGUAGUGUGGUCUUGGCUCUGGUGGUUGUAGGCAGGCAGGGGGGAGGAUAGUCCUGCUGUUGGGGUGCCUGAGGUGAGGGGAGAGGUCAGGGUGCUGUCCUUGUCUUUUUUACUUUCUGCUAUCUUCAUUAGGGUGGGGAAGUCCUGCACAACAGAGCUGAGUGCAGCCUCACUGCCCUGGACCAUGAUAGUACCGUUCUGAUACAUGUUUACCGUCAGAAACCUGUUUUCCUGGUCCUUAUCGCUGUCCUCAAAAAUGUGGAUUUGUCUUCCCUUGCAGAUGCCUUUCUUCGUGGUGUAGCUGAAAUGGCUAGUUACAGCUGUAUGCCAGGCAGUAGUGUGGUCUGUGUAAAAUAGCAGGUUUGUAACAGUCCCGUUUUGUGAGCAGUCAGCAAACAAAGUUUCUGGGUUUUCCCUCAGAAUUCGGUGUUUAAAGUUGAUUCUUCCCUUCUCUGAUUUUAUUUCUGCUGGGUAUUCAAAAAACAACGGAGAAAGUCUCUCAGUCUCUGCCGUUACUAUCGAUGCUAGCGCUGCCUCAGUGGCCAUGUUGCUAUGGUUACCACCAGUAAACGGUUAGAGCUGGACGGUGAGCUAGCUGACAGAUUUUAAUUUGGCUAGCUACCACGAUGAAGAUUGGUCUUUUUACUCACUCUCUGUCAAUCUUUUCCUCCUGUUUUGAUCUUCAGUUGUACAAUUAGAUUACCUAUACAUUUUUUGCUAAUUUAGUCGUGUCAAUCUCGCUCUUAACAACCAAAAAGUUAUAACAAGUCAGGAGCUGUUCUUCUGCAUGACUUCCCUCUCUCUCUCUCUCUCUCUCUCUCUCUCUCUCUCUCUCUCUCUCUCUCUCUCUCACUCUCACUCUCUCUCACUCUUACUCUUACUCUUACUCUUACUCUUACUCUCACUCUCACUCUCACUCACUCAUUCUUUAUAUCUUACUCUCUCUAUCGCUCACUCUUUAUAUCUUACUCUCUAUCUCUCCCUCUCGCACUCUCCCUCUCAAUCUUUCUCUCUCUCCAGACCAGGAUGAGUGUUCAGAGGGGCUGGAUGACUGUGACUCCAAGGGCAUGUCCUGUAAGAAUCUGAUUGGCAACUUUAUGUGUAUCUGCCCCCCUGGCAUGCAGCGCAGACCUGACGGAGAGGGCUGCAUGGGUGAGUCACACACAAAGACACACAGACACAGGCAUACACACACACACACACACACACACACAGACAGACACACAAAAACACACACACUGCAGGAGAGAAGUAGGACACUUCUUGAAAGUGAUUACAUUUUAUUUCACACUGUUCUAAACUUUCAUCUUCUCCCCUCUUCUCCUUCGCCCCCUCUCUUCUCUCUCAUCUUCCUCUCCUCUCAUCUUUCAUCCUCCUCCCCCUGGCAGACCUGAAUGAGUGUCGUGCGAAGCCUGGCAUCUGUAAGAACGGGCGCUGUGAGAACACAGUGGGAAGCUACCGCUGUGUGUGCAACGAAGGCUUCCAGCCCAGCUCCACUGGAACAGAGUGUAUCGGUGAGCAUAUCACCACAAAGGAUUCUGCAGAAGGAUGCACAACCCAUCCAUGCAAUUUCAAUGUAACCACAUCAAAACAAAAUAAUAAAAGAAUAUAUCACCCCUUCCACACACACACUUGAUAUACAGCUCCUGUAUAUUGCUGACUUCUCUCUCUCUCUCUCUCACACUCACUCACUCAGUCACUCAGUCACUCAGUCACUCACUAUCCUCCCUCCACCCCUACAGAUAACCGACAGGGCUUCUGUUUCACCGAGGUGCUCCAGACUAUGUGCCAGCAGGGCUCCACCAACAGGAAUAGUGUCACCAAAUCUGAGUGCUGCUGCAACCUCGGACGUGGCUGGGGACCCCAGUGUGAGCUCUGCCCUCUGCCUGGCACCGUGCAGUACAAGAGGAUGUGCCCACUGGGACCCGGGUACACCACCGACGGCAGAGGUUAGAGAGGGGAGAGGAUGUGAGAAGGGGUUGAGGGAGGGUCAUAGUAAAUGGUAAAGGAAUGUGGAAGGAGAUAGGGAUGUGUGUGUGUUUGUCUAACCUCCUUGCCUGCUGUUGUUGCAGACAUCAAUGAGUGCACGGUGAUGCCAGACCUGUGUAAGAACGGCCAGUGCAUCAACACCAUCGGAUCGUUCCGCUGCCACUGCAACGUGGGUUAUACCACCGACUUCACCGGCACCUCCUGCAUUGGUAUGACCCGUCUCUCUCUCUCUUACUGGGCCUUGGACCAAACCAUCCUGCCCCGGGGUAGAAAUGGCCCUCAUUCUGAUCGUAUUACUCACUACUGUUUCCUGUUCUUUUUUUCAGAUAUGGAUGAGUGUUUUGCGUCUCCCAAGCCCUGUAACUUCCUGUGUAAGAACACAGAGGGCAGCUACCUGUGCUCCUGCCCCAGAGGAUACACCAUGCAGCCUGAUGGAAAGACCUGCAAAGGUGGGUCAAAUCAAAUCCAAUAUUAUUUGUCACAUGCUUCUUAAACAACAGUUGUAGACUAACAGUGAAAUGCUUACUUAUGGGCCCUUCCCAACAAUGCAGAGAGAAAAAAGAAUAGAAAAAUGAUAACACUAUAAAUAAAUACACAAUGACUAAUGAUAACUUGGCUAUAUACAUGGGGUACCAGUACCGAGUCGAUGUGCAGGGGUAAGAGGUAAUUGAGGUAGAUAAAGUGACUAGGCAACAGGAUAGAUAAUAAGCAGUAGCAGCAGCAUAUGUGAUGAGUCAAAAGAGUGCAAAAGGGGUCAAUGCAGACAGUCCGGGUAACUAUUUGGUUAACUAUUUAGCAGUCUUAUGGCUUUGGGGUAGAAGCUGUUCAGGGUCCUGGGGGAAGAAGCUGUUCAGGGUCCUGUUGGUUCCAGACUUGGUGCAUCGGUACUGCUUGCCGUGCAGUAGCAGAGAGAACAGUCUAUGACUUGGUUGGCUGGAGUCUUUGACAAUUUUUAGGGUCUUCGUCUGACACCGCCUUCUAUAGAGGUCCUGGAUGGCAGUGGGCUCGGCCCCAGUGAUGUACUGGGCCGUACGCAGUACCCUCUGUAGCGCCUUGCAGUCGGACGCAAAGCAGUUACCAUACCAAGUGGUGAUGCAGCCAGUCAAGAUGCUCUCAAUGGUGCAGCUGUAUAACUUUUUGAGGAUCUGAGAGCCCAUGCCAAAUCUUUGUCCAGGAUGUCCAGGAUCCAGUUGCAGAGGGAGGUGUUCAGUCCCAGGGACCUGAGCUUAGUGAUGAGGUUGGAGGGCACUAUGGUGUUGAACGCUAAGCUGUAGUCAAUCAGCAGCAUUCUCACAUAGGUGUUCCCCUUGUCCAGGGCAGAGUGCAAUAGAGAUUGCGCCAUCUGUGGACCUGUUGGGGCGGUAUGCGAAUUGGAGUGGUUCCAGGGUGUCUGGGAUGAUGGUUUUGAUGUGAGCCAUGAUGUCACGAACGUCUUCCAAAUGAGUAGACCAAAGCGCAGCGCGUUGAGCGAACAUGACUUUAUUAAUUCAAAGUCUGGAACAAAACAAUAAAACAAGAACGAUUCGUGAAGUCCUCUGCUAUACUGACAGAACAUGGAACAAAAACCCACAACCACAAGGUGAAAACACACAGUAUAAAUAUGGCUCCCAAUCAGAGACAACGAGCCAACAGCUGACACUCGUUACCUCUGAUUGGGAGUCACUCAACCAAACCAAGAAAUACAACACAUAGAACCACCCAACCAAACAAAACACCACGAAACGAACAUACCCUGGCUCAACACACAAAGUCCCGGAGCCAGAGUGUGACAGUACCCCCCCCUAAAGGCGCGGACUGCGACCGCGCCUCAACUAGGGCUAACCAAGGGAGGGCUGGGUGGGCAUACCUCUUCGGCGGUGGUUCUGGCUCUGGUCGUGGUCCCCACCCCACCAUAGUCACUACCCGCUUUCGUAGCCUCCUCCAACUGACCCCCACCGGAUUAAGGGGCAGCACCGGACUAAGAGGCAGCACCGGACUAAGGGGCAGCACCGGACUAAGAGGCAGCACCGGACUAAGGGGCAGCACCGGACUAAGGGGCAGCACCAGGAUAAGGGGCAGCACCAGACUAAGGGGCAGCACCGGACUAAGGGGCAGCACCGGACUGAAUGGCGGAUCCUGGCUGGCUGGCUCUAGCGGAUCCUGGCUGGCGGAAGGCUCUGGCUGAUCCUGCCUGGCGGAAGGCUCUGGCUGAUCCUGCCUGGCGGAAGGCUCUGGCUGAUCCUGUCUGGCGGAAGGCUCUGGCUGAUCCUGUCUGGCGGAAGGCUCUGGCUGAUCCUGUCUGGCGGAAGGCUCUGGCUGAUCCUGUCUGGAGGAAGGCUCUAGCGGCUCCGGUCUGGCGGACGGCUCUGAAGGCUCAUGGCAGACGGGCGGCUUAUGCAGCGCUUGGCAGACGGACAGUUCAGACGGCGUUGGGCAGACAGGCAGUUCAGGCGCCGUUGGGCAGACGGGCAGUUCAAGCGCCGUUGGGCAGACGGGCAGUUCAGGCGCCGUUGGGCAGACGGCAGACUCUGGCCGGGCGACGCGCACCGUAGACUUGGUGCGGGUGGCAGGAACAGGCCGGACCGGGCUGGCGACGCGCACCGUAGACUUGGUGCGGGUGGCAGGAACAGGCCGGACCGGGCUGGCGACGCGCACCGUAGUCUUGGUGCGGGUGGCAGGAACAGGCCGGGUCGGGCUGGCGACGUACACCGUAGGCUUAGUACGUGGAGCAGGAACCGGCCGGGCUGGACUGGCGACGCACACCGUGGGUCUGGUACGUGGCGCAGGAACAGGUCGGGCUGGACUGGCGACGCACACCGUGGACUUGGUGCGGGGAGCAGGACUAUGCCGGACCGGGCUGUGGAGACGGAUAGGAGGCCUGGAGUGAACAGCGGCCACCACCCGUCCUGGCUGAAUGCCUACCCUCACACACUCUGUGUGAGGCAUCCGCACAGGACGUACAGGGCGGUGUACCCCUGGCCUGGUGGCCUCCUGGAUUCGCCCCAUCUUUGCCUCCGUCGUCCAUGCCGUGUGCUUGAUGCGUGGAGUCGGAACAGGUCGGGCUGGGCUGGCCACGCACACCGUAGGCUUUCUACGUGGAACAGGAACCGGCCGGGCUGGACUGGCGACGCACACCGUGGGCUUGAUGCUUGGAGUAGGAACAGGCCGGUCCGUACUGGGAACACACACCACUGGCCUCAACCGGGGAUCAGGAACGGGCCGGUCCGGACUGGUAACACACCUCAGUCUCUCACGCCGUGCCUCAACUGCUUCCCUCCCUCUAUUCGCCAAUGGCUCCCGUAAUCCGGUAGCCUUCUCUCCACAUCUCCCUGUGGCAGCCUCCUGCUGCCCAGCCGCCCAAGCCAUGUGCCCCCCCCAAAAAACUUUUUGGGGUUGCCUCACGUCCUUCCAACGAUGACCCUGCUGACGCCGUUGCUCCUCUCUCGCCAGGGCCUUGAUCUUCCCCCAAGGUCCCUUGCCCCCGAGCAUGUCCUCCCAGGACCACGAUUUGCCCACCUGGGCCAUCGCCAGCCUCUCGAUCUCCUUACCAGGCGCCUCCUCCCAUGUCCAGUCUCUUUGCUCCCGGACACGCUGCUUGGUCCUUUGAUGGUGGGUUUUUCUGUCACGAACGUCUUCCAAAUGAGUAGACCAAAGCGCAGCGCGUUGAGCGAACAUGACUUUAUUAAUUCAAAGUCUGUAACAAAACAAUAAAACAAGAACGAUUCGUGAAGUCCUCUGCUAUACUGACAGAACAUGGAACAAAAACCCACAACCACAAGGUGAAAACACACAGUAUAAAUAUGGCUCCCAAUCAGAGACAACGAGCCAACAGCUGACACUCGUUACCUCUGAUUGGGAGUCACUCAACCAAACCAAGAAAUACAACACAUAGAACCACCCAACCAAACAAAACACCACGAAACGAACAUACCCUGGCUCAACACACAAAGUCCCGGAGCCAGAGUGUGACACAUGACCAGCCUUUUAAAGCAUUUCAUGGCUACAGAUGUGAGUGUUACGAGGCGAUAGUCAUUUAAACAGGUUACCUUGGCGUUCUUGGGCACAGGGACUAUGAUGGUCUGCUUGAAACAUGUAGUUAUUACAGACUGGGUCAGGGAAAAUGUCAGUGAAAACACUUGCCAACUGGUCAGCGCAUGCUCUGAGUACACAUCCUGGUAUUCCGUCUGGCCCCGCGACCAUGUGAAUGUUGACCUGUUUAAAGGUCUUACUCACAUCGGCUACGGAGAGCGUGAUCACACAGUCGUCCAGAGCAGCUGGUGCUCUCAUGCAUGGUUCAGUGUUGCUUUCCAUUAAGCGAGCAUAGAAGGCAUUUAGCUCGUCUGGUUGGCUCGUGUCACUGGACAGCUCGCGGCUGGGUUUUCCUUUGUAGUCCGUGGUAGUUUGCAAGCCCUGCCACAUUUGACGAGCGUCAGAGCCGGCAAAGUAGGAUUCCAAAAAAAGUCCUGUAUUGACGCUUUCAUAUAACUACGGUACAUACAGUAUACAUGCUUUUUUUCACAGCAUAUUAACAAAUCCAUCUUUUUACCCCUCUACUACAGAUCUGGAUGAGUGUUCCACUAAGCAGCAUAACUGUCAGUUCCUGUGUGUCAACACCAUUGGAGGGUUCACCUGCAAGUGUCCUGCGGGCUUCACCCAGCACCAAACCGCCUGUAUCGGUGAGUGGCCGUGAACAAGAUACACACUUUGCUUAGGACAAUUCUACUACCUAGAAAAGUUUUUAAAAACUUAGACUCAGAACUGUUAGUUCCCAUAAGCACCUCACUUGCACCUAAUUUGAACCCCAAUUUUUUUUUUUAUGAAAUCUCAUGAAUGUGUAUCUUCAUCUCUCUUAGACAACAAUGAGUGUAAUGGGCAGAACAGUGUGUGUGGCUCCAGAGCCUCCUGUGUCAACACUCCCGGCAGCUUCAACUGUGACUGUGGGAAAGGCUUCUCUCUGGACACCACUGGCCUGGAGUGUGAAGGUAAGACAGACGCACGCAUGCAGACAAACACACACACACUCCCAGCCAUAAGCUCACACACAUACACUCCACCAACUUUUGCUAGUUUUAACCCAAAAUGCCUUAUGGAAUGUUUAAACCUCCAUGUCUGUGACAUCUCCUUCAGAUGUGGAUGAGUGUGGUAGUAACCAUCGCUGUCAGCACGGCUGUCAGAACAUGAUGGGAGGUUUCCGCUGUGGCUGUCCUCAGGGCUAUGUACAACACUACCAGUGGAACCAGUGUGUGGGUAAGUGGGACAGACACACACCAGUCACAAGACCAGUCACUUACUUAAACCCUUUUUGCUUUAAGUGGUGCAUACGGCCACAAGAUAUGUCACUGCCCAGUAUUGAGACAUAGGAGCUGUGCUCUAUGUGUCAUAUUCUCAAUGACGAUUCAGGACCUAACUUACCAAGUAUCUGCAUCAAUCAACAAAAUCUGAUACUGUGUGCACAACGUGCUUAGGCUUGUCUUUUACUAAUUUUGACCCAUCAAUCUGUCUGUCUCUGUCUCUGUCUCUGUCUCUCUCUCUCUGUCUCUCUGUCUCUCUGUCUCUGUCUCUCUGUCUCUCUGUCUCUCUGUCUCUCUGUCUCUGUCUCUCUCUCUCCUCUCUAUAGAUGAGAAUGAGUGUUCGGGUGCGUCUGUGUGUGGCUCGGCCUCCUGCUACAACACCCUGGGCAGCUUUAAGUGUGUGUGUCCGUCCGGUUUUGACUUUGAGCAGGGAGGGGGCGGGUGCCAGGAUGUCAAUGAGUGUUCCAUGGGCAGUAACCCCUGCAGCUUCGGCUGCUCCAACACAGACGGAGGAUACCUGUGUGGCUGUCCUGGAGGAUACUACAGGGCUGGACAGGGGUGAGUGGAUGGGAGACUUAGCCUUACAUUGACUGACUGACUGACUUACACCAGGGUUUCCCAAAUGGGUUGAGGCUUGUGGCUGAUUCCUUAUGGGUUAAUGGCUCAAAACUUGGUCUUGGUUACAACCAUUGGUUUUAUUCACUUAUUGUGUGAAGAGAAAAAAUACAUAUCUUAAAGACUUCAAAAGCUUUAGGUUGGUCACAGCACAAAAAUGUAUUUGGAGCCACUGGGAACCUCAUACAACACAACACUGUAUAAACGGUCACACUUAUUUUCUCCACAAGAGUAUCUCUCAGUGUUAAGGAAUGUGAGUUCUAAAUGUGAGUACUAUGUCCUGACAUCUAUCUCUCUCUCUGUUGUCUCCUCAGUCAUUGUAUUACAGGCCAGGGCUUCCAGGACCAGUUUAGUUCUGAGGGAGAUGAUGAGGACAGUCUGUCUCCAGAGGCCUGCUACGAAUGUAAGAUCAACGGAGAUGUCGGCAAGAAGGGCCGACACAGACGUCACGCUGCUGGAGACAACAACCUCAAGGUGCUGUUGCUACUCUCUUUCCUCUUAUCUUUUUCUGCUCUUUUGCGGUCUCUCACUCUUUCUCAAAUCUACAGGUUAUAAAUGUGUAUGUUUUGUGUAUGUGUAUGUUUUUUGUUAUGUGCUGAACCUCUCCUCAAUCAUCUCUCCAGGAGGUGAGCAUGGCCAGCCUAGACACCCAGGAGUCCAUCCCCAUGAACCUGAGCCUGGCCUCGCUGCACAACAAGGAGCCCCUGCUGGAGCUGCUGCCCGCCUUGGAGCCCCUGGAGCACCAUGUGCGCUACGUCAUCACCCACGGCAACCAGGGCGAGCACUUCCGCCUGCUGGAGCGCCACAAUGGGAAGAGCGUGCUGAGGUUGGGCAGGAAGCCACCUCCCCCCGGCUCCUACCGCCUGGAGAUUGCCAGUCUGCCACUGUUCGGGCCGCGGCGCCUCCGACAGCUGGAAGAUGAACAUGACAGCGACUACCUGCUGGGAGAGAUAGGAGACGCCCUGCGCAUCAAGCUGCACAUCCACCUGCAC
Coregonus sp. 'balchen' is the source of this 52636-nucleotide messenger RNA. Lineage: Eukaryota; Metazoa; Chordata; Actinopteri; Salmoniformes; Salmonidae. The record is from the annotation of a GenBank genome assembly.